AGGAGCCAGAACAGAAGCAAGAAGCAGCUGCGGGAUUCUCUGCCUCGCGCCCGGCCCGCCCGAGGGAAGCCCCCAGGAUGCGGCUGAAAACGAGCGUCGUCUUGCGCUUAUACAGCCUCUGCGGGAUCCUCAUCCAAGGUGAGUAACUGGACAUUAAAAUCAAACCUGUCGAUGUGAUUUAUGGUGUUCUGUAGUCAGAAUGGUUGGUAAGUAAAGUGACCAUCUUUGUAUGUGUCCUGUUAAAGAAACUAAAGGGUUUUGCUCUACAUACAAUGUGGCAAGUGUAAUGUAGAGAAAAACAUGUUCUUCGUUUUCUGUAGAUGUCUUCACCUUUCUAUUAAUACAGUAAGCUAGGAUUUGAACCCAUGGUGGAUUGUUUAUACAACUGAUUCAUAAAGGCACAGUUGUUAAUGCUGGGUGUAAAAUGAAAUAUAUACUCCAAAUGGAUAGUAUUUGUUUAACUGACCAGUUAGAGAAAGCAACAAGAGUUGAGUCAUGAGUAUACAGUUCAUAUACACUGAAUAGAAAUAUUGUGGCCAGGAACUGUCCCAGUUAUGUCAGGAAUUUCUCUAUGAGAGAGCUAAAAAAAAAGCUCACUUAUCUUAUUUGUUUGCAGGACAGUUAGAAAUUUCCAUAUUCCUUUAUAGUAAUCUUUUCAUCCCCUGUAUCAGUUUGUUAAUUAAUGAUGUGAUUAUCUAUUGUUCAAAGAAAAAAAAGUGGAGAAAAUAUACUUGGGCUUUUCUGAAGUAGUUUCACAUCUAACUUAUUGGCAUUGCUAUUGACUUUUCUGAAAUCUGUUGGCUUUAACAAAAAAUUGCAUUAUCGUCAGCAAUUUAGCUUUAAUAUUUGACUCCUUAAAAUACUGCAUUUUAUAGCAUUUAAAUCUGCUGUCCUUGCUGGUAUAAGGUUUGUGUCCAUUAAGUCCCAUUGCAGUAAUAUCCAACUUAUUUCAGCCUUGAGUAGGAUAGUCAAAUGGUUUCAGAACCUCACAAGUAGAUAAUGAAGUCAAAAUAAAGUUUGACUUCAGCUAAUGUGUGCUCAGUGCUCAUAGAGUGGCAUUUUGAUUAGUAGGGGCUAUGACGUCACCUCACAUAACCCUUUACUGUUCCCUCUGAGGGCCCUUCCAGGCAGCCUCAUAAUCUGGAACAAAUAUGUAAGUUUCAAAAUCGCGGGACCUAAAGGAGAGUUCAGACAGGGAACUGUCAGUCCCAGUCUGGCAUCCUGACAGGUUCGGUUAUAGGGGAUUUUAGAAAUCCACAAGAUGGAUGUGGGAUAUCUGCUGGGAAUUUUCUUUUAUUUUUUAAAAUUAAUUCUGUAAGAUGCACUGGACCUCAUAAGUGCUGAUGCGGAUAUAUGAAUCUGCACACAAGCAGAUUUCUUGUCAUUAUCACUCCUCACCCUCCUCCUGCCUUUAUUUCCCACCCCACCCCCCUCUUAACUCUGUUUCCCUUUGGGGAAACCUUCCUGCCAUGCUGGUGCCACUGUCUAAAUUCAAGCUCUUAUUUCAUAAACACGAAAACAAAAGAAUGACUUCAGUGACUUCUCAUGGAUAUUGCUUUCCAAUUGUGCUUCCAUUUAGCCACCUGUGUGUCUGUUGGCAUCAUUUGUUAGGAGCCCUCAUAUAAGCUCUUUUGGGAUUUUAAAAUGUGCACAUGCGCUGGAGCAGUCAACACCAGUGUAUAGCAGUGAAGUCAUGUGCUUUUCUUGACUGCAGGGAUAUACAGUGAUAUGAAUGUCACAUUUUUCGGCUGAAAUUGGAUUUAUAACGUGUUGUUCAGCCGUUAAUGUGAUCCAACAUAUAUAUCCAGCAAAUGUCAUCUAGCCACCCCCUACCUUCUUAUUCUAGUUUCUUCUGCAUAGGGCUAUGUGGAAGAGUCCUGAGAUUAGCAGCAAUUCUCGCAGCUAUUGGGAUUGGGGAAGGAUUUCUUCCCCAGCAAUCAAAGAUUUUGUAUCUUAUUCAUGUUGUAACAUUCAGUAAUGAGCAAUUAAGAUGGGUAGGUUUGAAUGGUUAAUUAAAACUGAUUAACUUUAUACAAAUUAUCUACAGCUUAUUGAAAUCAAAUCUGCUCAAAUUGAUUUAUUGACUUCGAUAUAAAAGGCAAUUUGACACUAGGAAUAAACCCUGGAAAACCUUACUUUUCAAGAUUUUGAGUGUGCUAUCCCCCCUUCCCUUCUUCAUGUAAUCUCACCUAUAUCCAGUCAAAAUCCAUCCACUACUGUGCUGUAUAUCAGUUCACUAUUUUAUAAAUGUUAACAGAUCACAAUAAAAUUAACAUUAUGUUAUCGUUUGGUAUUUUUUGAUAUUUGCAUUUAUAUGUACAUGUGUGUGUGUGUGGGGGGGGAAUAGAGAUGGCACAGGGGUUCUUUUUUGUAUGCUUCUUUUAAACUUGACUAAGGGGAGGCUGUUUAUUCCUGUGUCACUUGUCCAGGCAUCCUUUACUUAGAGGACUGCUACUUCUGAACAUGGAAGCUUCAUUGAAUUAUUACAGGUCGAGUCUUGCUUUUUUUGGAAAUCCAAAAUCUGAAAGAUACCAAAAUCUGAUAUAUAUUUUUUUUGCCACUGCACCAAAAAUGUUGGGAACCUCUGGCUAUUCCACCAAUCAAUGUCAUACUCUCCCUGUUUUCAGGAUGCCUGCCAUGCUGCACAGGGCAAAUAUUGCCCUCCCUUGACAUUUGCAUUUUACAGGGAAUUUGUAUAAGUCAUCUUGCAGGAAUCUGAGUCCUAACCCACUCUUUCCUUUCCCAUUUCAAAUUGCUGGCAGUGGUAGAGUGAGAGUUCCUUAAGAAAAGCUUCCCUCAUUCAUAUCCAAACACAGGACUUUCAUAAACAGAAAAUAAUCAGAAAUCUGGAAAACCUCUGGUCCAAAGCAUCCAGCAUAACCUUCUGUAUACCUAACUAAACUUUGAUAAAUCUAUCUUUUAUUAUAAAAACCUAUCUAAGCUGAUAGAAAUCACAAUGGGAAAAUCUACACUGACCAUAAGGUGAAGGGCCUGGGAAUCAGCUUUGCGGUGGCUAAACAAUGCACUGAGUUGAUCCAGCUUAACACAGGGCAAAGAUGCUUAAUGCAACCUUGAACUGUGUUAACAAAAGUUGCUCUGAAUACUCCCUCAAAAUCUGGACCAAAUGUUGGGCCCAUGUAAAUAGUUGGUUAGAGUCUAGUACAGAACUGACAGCACAUGUUUAUAUGGUCAUCCAUGUUUCUUAGGGUCAAGCAAUCUGGGGGCACAGAAUGGCACUCACCACACCCUCCUGUUCUCCUCAUCAAAAUGGCCAAUUGGCAUGGAAUCCUUAUCAUUGUUGUCAUUUUAUUUGUUACCUGUCUCUCCUCAUGGCUCAAGGUGGGGAACAACAUGGUUAAAACAGACAGAUAAAAUACAAUACUAUUAAAAUACAUAUACAGUAGAGUCUCACUUAUCCAACAUAAAUGGGCCGGCAGAAUGUUGGAUAAGCGAAUAUGUUGGAUAAUAAGGAGGGAUUAAGGAAAAGCCUAUUAAACAUCAAAUUAGGUUAUGAUUUUACAAAUUAAGCACCAAAACAUCAUGUUAUACAACAAAUUGGACAGAAAAAGUAGUUCAAUAUGCAGUAAUGCUAUGUAGUAAUUACUGUAUUUACGAAUUUAGCACCAAAACAUCACGAUUUAUUGAAAACAUUGACUACAAAAUGCGUUGGAUAAUCCAGAAUGUUGGAUAAGUGAGUGUUUGAUAAGUGAGACUCUACUGUAUUAAAAUAUACAUAACAAAGACCAACAACAAUAAUAACGUGGACAGGACCCUUGGAGGUGAGAGCUAUCACAUGUAUCCUAGAUCCUUGCCCUUCCUGGCUGACCAAACAGGCCAGAGGGGACUGGCAGAGUGGGUGAAGGCAGUGAUCAAUGCCUCCUUGGAACAAGGCAAAGUUCCAACUUGCCUAAAGGAGACAGUUGUGAGCCUAUUAAAAACGCCAUCCCUGAACCCCUCUAUAAUGGACAAUUAUCGGCCAGUAUUCGACCUUCCCAUUCUGAGCAAGAUUUUGGAACAUGUGGUGGCCUCCCAACUCCAGGGAUUUCUGGAUGAAACAAAUUAUCUAGAUCCAUUUCAAUUUCGUUUCAGGCCUGGCUAUGGAACAGGGAAAGCUUUGGUCUCCUUGGUGGAUGACCUCUGCAGAGAGCUAGACAGGAAGAGUGUGUCCCUGUUGGUUCUCCUGGAUCUCUCAGCGACUUUCGAUACCAUGGACCAUGGUAUUCUUCUAGGUUGUCUCGCUGGGAUGGGGUUUGGAGGCACUGUUUUACAGUGGAUCAAGUCUUUCUUGGAGGGCCGCACUCAGAAGGUGGGGCUGGGGGCCUCCUGUUCAAACCCUUGGUUUUUGUCCUGUGGGGUUCCUCAAGGUUUCAUUUUGUUCCCCUUGCUGUUUAACAUAUACAUGAAUCCAGAGCUAUGGAGUAUGGUUCCACAUUUGUGCAGAUGACAUCCAACUCUACUACUCCUUUCUAUCUAAAGCUGUCCUGAUCCGAAACCUGUGCCUUUCAUCAGUUAUGGGCAAAUUGAAACUUAGACAAGACAGAGGUACUCUCUGUUUAAAGGGUUCAGGUUCAGGCUAUUUGUCCUAUUGUAUCCCUUUGUACGAACCUGCCCAGGCUCUGAGGUCUUCAGAGUGGUUGGUGGGAACGAGAGAGUGGGCCUACUCGGUGGCUGCCCCUUAACUCUGGAACUUCCUGCCCAGACAAGCCAGAAUGGCACACUCCCUGCUGUCCUUGUGGCAGCAGGCCAAAACUUUUUUAUUCAGGCAGGCUUUUUAAGAAGAAGGUGUUUAAGAUCAGUUCAGGUGGUGCUGUAGUUUUUAAUUUAGGGAGUGCUGUGGUUAGGAUGGAGGGAAUGCCUUUUUAAUAUAUCUAUUAAAAAAUUCCUUCAUUUUCUUUGUGCUAUCAUUUAAUGAUGACCGUCUCAUGAAAUGAUAGGCAACACAGUAUUUAAAGCUGCACAGUUAUUGUGCUUGUUUUCAGCCACAUGGCCUCCAUGCCUGCAAUUCACUUCCUCAUGCAUCAGAGAAAGUGGCUGGGAGAAGGUGAUCCUUGGCCAAUUGGAGGCCAAGGAAUCACAGAAGUGGGCUGGGCAGGGAGGGCAGGGAGUGUAUAUAAGGGGAGGACUGCACCUAAAAGAGCCAUUGCUGCUGCUGCCGAGUGCUGGGGCUGGUUGGGUUGCUGCUGCUGUGUCUCCGCUUGGCCUUGCCUUUUUUGUGCCUUGCCUUUCUAGUGAGGUCACUUCUGGGACUCGGAGAUUUGGGGUUUGGAGAUUUUGACCAGCUGCCUUGGUCCUCUGUUUCCUUUGGUGUUUUAUUUUACUUUUUUGAGAGCAAAUACAUUUUUUGGUUUGUAAUCCCCAACCCUUGAGUGCUCUGCUUCACCUUGCAGAAGUACAGUGAUUUUUGCCUGGCUGGCUGCAGUGCUCUUGCCUUAUUUUAAAAAUUCUAUAAUUUAAUCAUAAUUAAAAAUAAACAAUGUGUGGAUGGGUUCUUCAUUCUUAGUUUUAAACUCCCUUCUCCCUCCCUCCCUCCCUCCCUCCCUCCCUCCCUCCCUCCCUCCCUCCCUCCCUCCCUCCCUCCCUUGGUUAUUUAUUUCUUUAAAAAUAAAUAAAUUUAAAAGAAAAUAACUUCUUGUUGGGGGGAAGACUCAAAUGUUGUAAAUGUUAGUGGGCAAAAGGGGUCAAUAUGCCCUCCGUGUGUGGCAAUUUUCACCCCCCUAGCCCUAAAUCUGAGAGGGGGCAAACCUCUGAAGCCCUCCCUUUGCAGGCAAUGGCAUGAAAAAUUUAUUUUUUCGUUAGCAAGAUGAAAAUUCUAUUCGUAUAGGCACCCCAUUUUUGUUAGGGGAAACAAAUACAAAAAUGAGACAAAAUGAACAGCAAUUCCAUACACAAGCACAGCACUAAUGCCUACUGUGUUUCAAUUUUGUUUUUACCACACUGCUACUAUUUCAUUGCUAUUUAAUUGAUUUUUAACUUUUGUGUUGCACUUUUUAAAACUUGCAUAGUGUAGAGUGUUAGCCAUCUUGAAUCCCCAUGGAGAGAAAGCUGGAGUAUAAAUAAAGAUAACAAAAUAAUAACAAUGACAAAUAUUUGCUUAUGCCAGUCACUCAUUACCUGGAGGGAUCCUGUCUGGAAUGAUGAGGCAAUCAGAGAAGGGAGGGGUGAAAGGAGGGGAUGAUUUUACUUCUUCCUGCUCCCCCUCUUGUCAUUCCUGCACCCUGGUUGAUGAGUGACCCAUGUUGUGCCUGCUGGCCACCACAUCAAAGAGAAGAGAAGGGGAUGGUCAGGACUCACUCCUUCCUCUGCAGCAGUCGGCGAGGGGUGGAGGGGGUGGGGGGGUGUCUCAAGCAUUCUGGGGCCAAAUCAGCAUUUACCACCCUGGACUGGCUCCAGGACAAGUAGUCAGUGUAGAACCACCCCAUAUCUUUUGGCAAUUUCUUCCAGAAUUGAAAUAUUCAUUAUGUGAAAACCUCAUUGUGUAAAUCACAAGUGUCAAGACACAAGGCCUGCAGGCUAAAUCUGUGCCACCAUGUCAUUUUAUGUGGCCUGAGGGCCUUUUAAUGCCAAGGCAACAUAGUUACAGUUAUACAAUCUUACAAUUAUAAAUGGCCCCUUGAAGGCAACCAUAAGGCUGAUGUGACCCUCAGUGAAAAUAACUUCGACAAUCCUGGUGUAAAACAUAGUGUUUUUCGAGAUAUGCUUGUUUUCAAGUAAAUCCUCCUUAAUAAAUGUCCUUAGGAUGUCAGUCUUAAAGAUACAACUCUUGUUCUCCAUACUAUUUAACUGUUAACUAGUGAAAGCUAAAUAGAUGGCACACCGACUUUCCUUAGGCAUCUUCUGUUCUCAUAAGAUGAGUUUUGUACCUAAAGUAAAAAAGGAAGCUCUUACUUCAUACCCUGUUUUAGAGGUACCCUUAGGUAGUCUUAGAUUACUGAGGGAAUGCAAAAUUCUGUGUUCUGCCAAGAAAACCUGCUUAGGGGUAGAUUGAGUGAAGACAACUGCAGCUUUGCAGAUUCUUUACUGUCAAAAUCAAUUCUAUUCACUGGUCUGAUUAUUUCACAGAGUUGAAGAUCUGUAACUUAGAGCUGUUUUGACAAAUGUUAAAAAAGGACUCCGGUACCUUAUUAUGGGUAGAUAAGCUUUUACAAAUCUAUGAAAAUUAAAUUUGAGAUUGGUCUUUGGUUUUGUUUUGUUUUAAUGAAUUGUAGCUUGAUCUACAUAUAAAAAUAAGUACUAAGAACAGCACAUAGCAGCUUUUCAAGAAAGCGGACUCCACACCAAUAGAAAACAGUAGAGACAGGCUGUUACAUAGUUCAGCAUAAAAAAUGAAAACAAAUACUAGGCUUUAUGGCCAGAUGUUUGUUUGCCCUGGCUGCAGACAUCCUUGGAGAGUAAAUGUUGAGAUAACAAGGAUUUGAAACUCUGUAGACAUAAGAAAAGUCUUACGCUAUGAAACUUCAUUUGAGAAUCCAAGGCUGCAAAAGUCAACUUCACUUGGGAGUAGGGGUGGAAAGAUCUGUUACUUUUUACCACAGUGAAAUGUAUUAUACCUCAAGUUCUUUAUAUCCCAUUUAUAAGAGAAUUCAUUAAUAUUUGUAAACUUUCCCAAAACUAAAAAUAAACCAAAUAUUUUCAGGCAUUUGCAGUGACCAAAUUCAAUAGGAAGAGCUCUUUUCAUCAUGAAGAUCAUAUUGUAUUUUCUUGCAAUGUAGGUUUUACAGAUGAGAAGCCUGUCAGCAUUUUUUAAAAGAAAAAGAUGGCAAGGCUCAUUCAGCACAACACAUUUUCCAGACUAGCUUUUAAGCGCUAAGCCAUCAAAGCCCUUUAUUUGGAUGAAUGGAUCUAUCACAUUCUCCCAUAUUUGAUUUUAAAUUUUAAAUCUCUUUAAAUCCAUUUAUGAAAACAUUUGAGAUUUUUCCAGUUUUUAUAUUUUUUUAAAAAAGGGGAAGAGUCUGCAGAGAUCUUUGCCAUCUUUCCAAGAAAGUAACUCCCCCUGAGCAGAGCAAGGUUGGUUUUUUUUUAAAUGACAUCACUUUAAAUGCUAUCUGCAUACACGCACAAAUUAGACUUAGGGGAAUCUCUAGUUGCCGUUAUGUCAUACGAUUUCCAAAUGUCUUAGUAGAAAGUAAACUGUUAAGGUGAAGAUAGCUAUUUAGAUAGACAAACAGAAACUAUACUGAUGUCUAAUAAUAAAUUUUAAACCUGCUAAUAGUAUCCCAACUGUAUUUACAAAUAGGAGCUGUUUCAGGAUUGUUUGAAGUGACUGAGCCUUCUGUAUCCACAAGAAAGAAGCAUACUAUACCGAUCUGCAUCCAACAUGAUAUGUCUUCUAUAGGAAUUUUCUGGGUUUCCCAUGCAAUUCAAUGGUAUGCUUUUGUUGGAAUUUUCCAUAAUUUUGCCUUAGAGAACCUAGCAAAUUUCUACAAAGGAUAGCUCUUUAAGAAUUUUCUUGGCCUUCCAAGGUGACUCUGUGGUAGCUUUGGUGGAGGUUUUUCAUUUCAGUAGGGGUCGCUAUUAUUUUUAAUUUCUUGUUUCCACAAUAAGUAAAUGAAUCAUUUUAAAGUUUUUCAUUAAAUUUGUAUUAUUCCGUUUCUUUUGACUUAUUGACUAUGAUAUGUAGGAAUAAAUAUAAUUCAUUUCAGAUAAUGAUUAUUGCCAUAAUCACUUAUUUUGAAUCAGUUUUGUAUCUGAUUAUGUCUCAAGUCAUGCUUCUGUUUUAUGUUACUGAUUUCUGGUGCAUUAGGUUGGUAGUAAGCUUUUAAAUUCUUGUUCCUAUACCAUGUAGGGAAAAAGCUCUUGGCAGCCAGCACUGUAAUUUUCAGUUAGAUAAGCUGACUUUAAAAACCUGCAUUAAAUUGAAUGCCCUAUGGUUAGUCUGUUCUUGUCACAGUAUGGCUGCCUAUAUAUAUUUCACAUGUGCCAUUCAAAUUUUUUGUAUUACUUUUCACUGUGUGCUGUUUUUAUAAGAAAAAAAAAUCUGAUGUUUUCUUUGUUAUGCUUCAAUGUGGGAAAAGAUGCAUGAGGGUUCAGAGCUGAAGCUGAAAUUGUGGUUGUAAAGAGUUUUUAUUGUUAUAGUCUGCAUAUGCCUUUAUGCAUUUUCAUGGGUCUGUAUACUUGUAAGAGUCAAUGUUCAUAUAUAUUGCUAAUCAAGUAAUCAUGCACCAUUUUGGGUAUGUGGUGUGGUUGAAACAUUUUUAUGUGGGCCAUAGGAAAAAUCCACUUUGUACCUCCCCAGCCACCUAUUUCAGGUAGCAAAGACAGAUGAUAGAUAACGGGUUUACCUGAGGCAUCAAAAUGAUGCCUCAGGUAAACCCGGAUUAAUGUAGAGUAAAGAGGGUUUUUCCAUUUUACUCUGCAUUAAUUUAACACCUGUAAAGGUUGAGACCUCAAGCUAAGGUCUGGAUAAAAUAACAACAACAACAACAACAACAACAACGUUAUUUUUGUAUCCCACCACCAUCUCCUUGAAGGGACUUGGGACGGCUUACAUGGGGACAAGGACAGUCAGACAGUUGAAAAUAUAACACAGUAAAAAAUUUAAAAACAACAUCAUAGAACAAUAUAAAACAACCAUUCACAAACAACCAAUAGCCUGACAUAGUAAUCAAUAUUAAACUUGGGCAAGCAGGGGCUGUUGCAAAACAGUUGCAAGGACAGGACUGAUGGAUAAAGUGCAGGAGCCAGAUGAUAGGUUAGGGUUAGAAGGGCAAUAUCAAUUAACUAUAUAAAUAUAAAUAUAUAACUAUAGGGCAAGGAACAGUGGAAAAGUACAAGAGCAAGACACUGAGUUAUGGCUGGGGGGAGCAAGUUAUCUUGCGAACUGUUUAAUCUUGCGAACUGUUUAAACGGGAACAUCUAUGUUUUUAGGUCUUUACAAAAAGUAGACAAGGUAGGCGCCAGUCUAUUCUCCCUGGGAGAGAGUUCCAGAGCCAGGAGGCCACCACCGAGGAGGCCCUCUCCCCCAUCCCCACCAGAUGCAGAUCUUUGCAGGUUCCAAGCCUGUGAGGUUUGACUGCCAGGACUGCUUCCACAAUCCUUGGGGUCAGUCUGCACAGCCAUCUUGGUUUUUUGGGCUCCUGGAGCUUGAAGGAGUGGGAGGGCACCCCCUUAACCCUAGCUCCCCAUUCCCCUCCCCCAAAACUUACCUGAGGGUCCUGCUGGCAGCACAGGCCCCUCUGUCAAGUCCUCAUGACACUUGGAAAUGAUGCAUCAGGAGGUGUGUGUGUGUGUGUGUGUGUGUGUGUGUGUGUGUGUGUAUGUCCUUUGGUUGACCUGUGAUGGAAUCUAGUCACCCACUGAGGGAAAGCCUGGGGUUGGGGGUAGAGACUGAAACCCAGUAGUUGAAGAACAUUUUAUUGAUUAGCCCUUAGGCCAUAUCAAAGUACCAAGCCAAACUACCAGGCUCGAAAAGAUCUGGUUACAUUCUAUACAAAUAUUAAACAAAACACUUGUAACAAUACAAUACAAUAAAAUAUAAUAAAACUGAGUGUGUACAUUAUAUGUCAUUGUCACUCCUACAGUUUACCCCAAUCAGCCCCACAUAGUAGGAAGCAGAGUUUUUUUAACCUGCUUCCUCUUGGGUUUUAGUUAAGUGUAGAAGGGCCUAUAGCUUGCUUGCUUCAUUCUUAUCUCAAUAGUUUCAGCUAGUUGUCAGUUUUUCUGCCAGGAAGAAAAAUAAGAACCUCUAAUCAUAUUUACUGUUGUUGAGCUAAAUUUGGUCUGUCAUUUUCUUCCUACAGAUCAGAUUACUGCCUAGUGAGCAAGUCAGUAUUGUUCACGAACAGCCCCAGGCAUCUUAAGUCCACCAUUGACAUGUUGUUGUUUCUGCUCAUGAAACUGAAUGUCACAGUUAUGAGUACGGGGAAAACUUUAAGCAAUUUUAUGCUUACAAAUUCACUUUUCAUAUCAAUAACCCCAUAAAGAUUCCAAGAUACUUGGAGUUGAUUUGGAUGAAUGAAUUGCACCCAAGUGGUGAAGGGACCUUUGGCUCCAUAUUUCUAGUUUUACUUUUGUUUUGUUCUUUGUAUAGGUUUGGGUUUUCACCAUAUAAAAAUAUUCAAAGUAGAAGCUGUACAGUGGAAUACCUUGAUCUAGUAUGCGUACAGAUACAGCCCAUUUCCCCAAAAACUAAAAGGCAUGAGUCAAUGAAAAACAAUAUACCAAUGGAUAGGAGGCAGCAGGGAAGUUAACUGGGUUUUUAUGUGUUAUAUGUGUGAUCAUUUGGUAAAAUAUAAUUAAGAAAACUGCUUCCGUUUUUUAUGGAUGAAUGAGGAUCUUUGGAAAAUUGAAUAAAAUAAACACCUUUGACUCACUGAAAGAAAUAAACUUAUAGUAUGAUUUAAAAUACAUCAUAUAUUCACAUGUUAUGCUUACAGAAACAUUAUAGAAAAAGACAUACAGUAGGGUCUUGCUUAUCCAACCUUCGCUUAUCCAGCAUUCUGUGUCAGGCUCACUUCAAUGGACCAGUCUGAACGCAGAUCAAAGAUAGCUGCUCUCAAAUCCAAUCUUUAUUGAAGAAUACAUGACUUUGGAAAAGUCGAGAAUGACCUAAUGUUUACAUACACUCAAUUUUAUCACUUCUGAUGCAACGUAAUACCACACGUAAAUAUCAUCAUCAAACCCCACCCUCUGGAUCACAUUACUACCAUUCCCACACACUACAACAAUUAUAAUUGUUUAUACUUUCAACCCUGAGUUCCCAGGCUCAUUUUAUCUUCUCCCGCCAGGUGCAGGGUUAUUUAUGUUAUGAAGCCAGAUUCAGGGCUUGGAAAUUCAGCCCUGGGAUUUGGCUCCAUGACAUGGCGCCCUCGUUUUCUUCGUCCUCCUCUUCGGUUCUUUUUUCAUCAUAGUCCUGAAACAAAUCAAACAACAACUCUAUGUGUCCAUUUUGUCCAAAGUCCCCAUAUACUUUUUCAGUAAGCUGCGAUGGAAUACUGGGUGUAUUUUCCCUAAACUUUUUGGCAAUGCCAACUGAAAAGUUACUUCAUUGAUAACACCCUGUAUUCUGAAUGGUCCAAUAUAUUUGGGGCCCAAUUUUCUCGAAGGUAGCCCCAAUUUGAUGUUUUGGGUACUUAACCACACUAGAUCUCCUUUAUCCAAUUUAUCACCUUCCACCCUCUUUCUGUCUGCGAACGCUUUAUACUUUUUGUGUGCUUCCUUUAAGGAUGCAGUCACUUGACUCCAGCAUUCUAGCAUUUGUGUUUUCCAUUUCCCUGCCUCUGUUUCCUCAUUCUCUGUCCAUCUUGGUAACUGGGGCAAAGGCUGUAUUUCAUACCCGUAAACCACUUCAAAGGGGGUUUUAUUUGUUGCUGAAUGUAUAGUCGAAUUAAAAGCUAGUUCGGCAAAAGCCAACCACCUAGACCAGUCAUUUUGUCUCAUGUUAGAGUACAUUCGAAGGAACUGCCCAAGUGUCUGCUGAGUACGUUCUACUGCCCCGUUCGUCAUGGGGUGAAAAGCAGAACUUAGACUCCUUUCUGCUCCUAGCAUUUCCAAGAAUUUUUCCCAAAAUUUUGCUGUGAAUUGUACUCCUCUGUCACUGACCACUCUACUGGGACAUCCAUGCAGUUUGUAAAUAUGGUUUAUGUACAAUUCAGCCAGUUUCUCGGCCGACGGUAGUUUCGUCAGUGCUAUAAAGUGGGCCUGUUUAGAAAACAGGUCUAAUACUGUCCAAAUAUAACGAUGUCCUUUGCUAACCGGCAGUUCCCCCACAAAGUCCAUAGCUACACAUUCCCAAGGCCUGGUAGGUUCCGCUACUGUUUGUAAUAAUCCCAUAGGCUUCCCUCCUCUCGAUUUAUUUCUGGCACAAUCAUCACAUUGAACAACAUGAUUCUUUAUGUCCUUCCUCAUUCCUGGCCACCAACAAUGUUUUGCUAUUGCCUUUGUUGUUUUUGUAAUUCCUGUAUGACCAGCGCUCUGGUUAUUGUGAAAACGAUGCAAAAUCUUAAUCCUUAAUAUUGCUGGGAUAUACAGUUUCUUGUUUACAAACCAAAAUCCCCCCUUCUGCUCCCCCUUUUCUGCGUUGGAUGCGAUCCACUGAUCUCCUUCAUAAGACUGUUUCAGUUCGUUUCCCCAAUUAUCUUCUCCGUCGAGUUCAACCAUAGCCGUGUUCUCCUUUUGGGUCUGCGCUCUUGUCCUGACAGCUAAGCCCCAUUGUUUAUCAAAGAAUAUUGUCCCCUCUUUUGCUGUGGUUAUGCCUUCGUGUUGAGGCAUGCGUGAAAGAGCAUCUGCCAAGACAUUCUGCUUCCCUUGAAAAAACUUUAAUUGGAAAUCAAACCUGCUGAAGUAUUGCGCCCAUCUAAUUUGUUUGGGGGACAAUUUUCGAGGAGACUUUAAAUACUGGAGGUUCUUAUGGUCAGACCAAAUUUCAAAUGGGAUUCCGCUUCCUUCAAGGAAGUGUCGCCAGCAUUCUAAGGCUUUUAAUAUGGCUAAUGCCUCUUUUUCCCAUAUUGGCCAACAUUUUUCAGUUUCGCUGAACUUCCGGGACAAAUAUCCACAGGGUUUUAAGUUCCCAUUUUGAUCUUUUUGCAAUAGUACUGCCCCGUACGCGCAGUCUGAGGCAUCGCAAUGGAUUAUGAAAGGGCUCCUGAUAUCGGGGUGUUUUAGGAUGGGUCCUUCUGUGAAGCGUUCUUUUAGGGUUUCAAAUGCCUUUUGGCAUUCUGGCGUCCAACUCAGUUUGGCGCCAGGAGCCUUUACUUUUGCUGUCUCCCCCUUCCCUUUUGUUUUUAAAAGUUCAGUAAGGGGUGCGGUUAUUUGCGCGAAGCCUUUUAUGAAUGAUCUAUAAAAAUUUGCAAACCCCAGAAAUGAUUGCAAUUGCCUCCUUGUUUGAGGCACUCCCCAUUCUUUUACAUCUGAUACUUUAGCUGGAUCCAUAGCUAACCCUUCUGGAGAUAUCCGAUACCCCAGAAAGUCAAUUUGAGUUUUAUUAAAUUCACAUUUGGACAGUUUUGCGUACAGCUUUGCUUCUCUUAGUCUUUGCAAAACUUCCCGGACCAAUUUCACGUGCUUUUCCUUAUCUUCACUCACAAUCAAGAUAUCAUCAAGAAAUAUGAAUACCCCUCUGUACAACAAGGGGUGUAAUAUUUCAUUUAUAAGCUGCAUAAAGCAACCGCCUCCGUUUUUUAGUCCGAAAGGCAAAAUUUUAUAUUCAAAAUGGCCGAAUGCGCAGGAAAAUGCAGUUUUCCAAGUAUCCUCCGGUUUGAUUCUUAAUUUAUGAUAUGCUUCAAUUAAAUCCAGUUUAGUAAAUAUGCUCCCUUUCUUCAAUACGGUAAUUAAAUCCUUUACUAAGGGCAUAGGGUAUUUAUUGUCCUUAGUAAUUGCAUUUAAAUUUCGAUAAUCAAUGCACAAUCUUAGGGAGUUGUCUUUCUUUCUCCUAAAUAACACUGGGGCCCCGAGAGGAGAAUUGGAUGGUUUAAUGAAGCCUCGCGCCAGGUUUUUAUCAAUAUACUUCCUCAAUUCCUCCUUCUCCUGCACAGACAUGGGAUAUACUUUUGGUUUUGGUAAGUUUGCUCCUGGGGUUAUUUCAAUUUCUACUUCUAUAUUCCUUUUGGGAGGUAAUUUACUUGCCUCUUUCUGAUUGAAAACAUCCACAAAGUCUCUGUAUUCAGGUGGCAAUAGCUGUGGGUCUAUUUCACCUGAUUCAUCUCCCUCGUCUUCCUCUUCUGCAAUUUUGCUUAUCUCCCAUUGCGUCUGCUGUUCUUUAAAUGCUAGGCUCUUUCCUCUCCAAUCUACGUCAGGAUUUGCCUGUUCGAGCCAUGGUAUCCCUAAUAUUACGUGGUAUGUGGCAAUAGGGGCUAUCACAAAGGAUAUUCUUCCUUCCCAUUUGCCUAUUUUACAUGGGACCUCCCGUAUUUCCUUUGUAGAUACUUCCCCAGCAGCAACUGAUCCAUCUAGCUGCGAAAAUGCAAUUGGGGAGUCAAGCGCCAUCUGCUGGCAUUUCAGCGCUCCUGCUAGUUCCGGAGUUAUAAUGUUCCUAGAACAACCACAAUCCACAAAUACCUUGCAGGUGGCCCGAUUCUCUAGCCCCGAGAUGCAGAUUGGCACUACUAUCAUGCGUUUGUCCCGACUCACCAAUUUUUCCGGAGAUUCUGGGGCUUGCACCUCCUCCUCCGCACGCCUCCCGGUUGCUGGCUUGGGUUUUGAGGGUUUUGGCGGCUCCCCCUUCCGUGCCCAACAUUCUGCUGCUCGAUGACCCGUCUUCCCACACACAAAGCAUCCCGGUUUAGGUUUGUUGUCGUCUCCUCUGGAGGGAAUCCCCGGCCUCCCUCCGGACCUUUCCUGCUUCCUCGUUUCUCCUCGGCCUCUCGCCACCGGUCUUUGCUGGCCACCGCUGCCUCUGAAGCGCUUCACUUGGGCCAGGGUGGAUUCAACGCGCCCCGCUAGUUGAAUCCAUCCCUGGAGCGUUUCGGGGUCAUCUCUGUGUGCUGCCCAGCUGAAAACCUCGGGGCGUAGUCCCCCUUUAAAUAUUUCCACUUUGGUCACUUCAGACCACUCUGGUACCCUUUCCGCGAGGUGGAGGAAUUCCUCUGCGUACUCGGGCACCGUUUUGUCCCUCUGCUUUAUUCCUUUAAGCUGGUCUCGAGCCCUCAAUUGCUCUAGCCGGUCUCUGAACCGGUUUUCCAGUGCGGCGAGGAAGCGGGGCACUGACCUCAGGCAUGGGUCGCGUCUGGCAUGUAGUUGCACAUACCAGCUUGCAGCUCCUCUCUUUAGUGUGUUGCCGAUGGCUCGAACCCUGCUUGCUUCGGAGGGGAAUGUGUGUGCAUUGUCUUCCAUGUAUCCUCGGAUGCUAAUUAGAAAAAAGUUCAAUUCAGCUGAUUCCCCUCCGUAUUCUAGUUUGAGAUCUUCCCUCCUUGGCAUCCAUUCUGCGGCCCGUUGAUGCUGUUUGGGAGGCAUGGGGAAGGGUUGCAUCGGGUUACCUUGGACGGCCCCUCUGAACACGCCGCGCCCCACUCCGGUAGUCAUUCUGCGCGGCUCCCGAAAUUCUGCCGCCGCUGUCGGCCCUUCCACCCAUCCGCAUACGGGCCUCGCUGUAGCCCCCGCAUCUCGUCUUCCCUCGUCGUACAGCACAUUCUCCUCCUCUUCCUGGAUCUCCUGCUCCUCUCCGCCUUCGUCUGCUAAUCCACUGGACCCGAUCCCUGGCCCCAGUGGUCUUUCCACCCCGACGCCCAUUCGGGGGGUUGGGAGCUCUGUUGGAGAUGGCGGCCUCAGAGUUCCCAGAGCUCGCUGGCGCUCCACUUCGCGUGCCAUUCUGUCUCGGAACUCCAGCUCCUGCCAAUAUUCCUCAUCUCCCUCGCCCCUCGCGGCCACGGGACUCUGCGUUGAUGCUCGCUGGCCCCUCUGGCUCCAAUCUCCUUCUUUACUUGGCUCUCUCUCGGCGCCAUAUCGGAUGGGCUCCUUUUGGAGAUUCUCUUCCAAUAGUGGCACCAACCUCCCUACGGUUUCCGACAGCCUGGAUAAAUUUGUUUCCAGGAUGGAUAACCGCAGGGCCACGGUCUCCGGCAUGCUUCCUCCAGAUCCCCAACUGGUUUCCGCAGCCGCAGAGACGCCUCUUCCUCCCCUGGGAAUCCUCUGGGUCACGCCGUCCGGCCUGGGGUACCCCGUAGAGGAAGCUAUGGCUUGCAGCGUCUCUUCUCCCAACGGCCGGGCCCCUUGCAAAGGCCUCCCUGCUCCAUUUGGGCUUUGAUCUCCUUCUCCACUCAUUAUCACUUCACUGCGAAUUCCGCAGGAGGGUGAGAACGGGAUUCUCGACUUAAAUGUCAGGCUCACUUCAAUGGACCAGUCUGAACGCAGAUCAAAGAUAGCUGCUCUCAAAUCCAAUCUUUAUUGAAGAAUACAUGACUUUGGAAAAGUCGAGAAUGACCUAAUGUUUACAUACACUCAAUUUUAUCACUUCUGAUGCAACGUAAUACCACACGUAAAUAUCAUCAUCAAACCCCACCCUCUGGAUCACAUUACUACCAUUCCCACACACUACAACAAUUAUAAUUGUUUAUACUUUCAACCCUGAGUUCCCAGGCUCAUUUUAUCUUCUCCCGCCAGGUGCAGGGUUAUUUAUGUUAUGAAGCCAGAUUCAGGGCUUGGAAAUUCAGCCCUGGGAUUUGGCUCCAUGACAAUUCUGUAUUAUUCAAUGCAAUCUGCCUCCCGCCUGGAUCCACAGCUGUUUCUCUAGACAGCAAUGUACAGUGGGCCAACAUGCCCAACAACAGCACAAGUGCAGCCACACUCCCAAACAAGUGGCAGACUUGUUGUAAAACAUUAUGUUUUGGUGCUUAAUUUGUAAAAUCAUAGCAUAAUUUGAUGUUUAAUAGGCUUUUCCUUAAUCCCUCCUUAUUAUCCAACAUUUUCGCUUAUCCAAAAUUCUGCUGGCCUGUUUAUGUUGCAUAAGUGAGACUCUACUGUAGUUUUAUCCUGUUUAUUAGCUAAUAUUCUUAUGUAACAUACUGGCUAUAAAUAGAAAAAUAUGCUAGUAACUCUUGUUGGAUUCUUGCCAUCUUAUUCACAUUGUGUUUCAAAAGGAAAGAGGUUACAUAAUCAUAAAUGCCUAAUUACUCAGUUUAUCAACUAACUUUAUAAAACUCUAACCAUUAAGGUGAGAAUUAAUUAAUCAUUUUGUGAACAGAGACUCCUGUUGUUCAUCAGUAUUUUAGUCUCUUUUAAGCUAUUCAGUCCAUUUCAUAAGAAAGCAACUGCAAAAUGAGUGUUCAGGAUCAUGGUUUUAUUAGCAUGUUGUUUUAAAUUGUGGUGUUAUGAUUUUUUUUAAAAAAAAAUACACGGAUGUUUAAAGUAUAAGGGAUAUUUAUCCUUGAUACUUUGAAUUUGAAUUCUUUUAAACUAUAUCACUGAUAGACUAGUCCUCUGUUAGAGAACAAGUAUGAAUCAGUGGGGAACUACAAACUUAAAGAAUAAAAUGAGUUUUAUUCACCUGGCCAUCUUGGGGUUGUUAGACAACCAUACCCUCUUUACAUUUGGUGAUUUUAUAAGUUUAUACAGAUUAUUUCCUCAGCAUAAAAUAUUUAAACAUCUGCUGUCCAAUUAGUUAACUAUCAGUAGUGCUUUAUGCGAAUAUAUCUGUUUUUGGUUCUACCAUUUUACCCAGGCCCGCAGCCCAGGAAACCCAGGCCCGUGAGCCAGACGUGGCCCUUUGGCAUCUCAGGUCUGGCCCCUGUCUGCAUUAGCCCUCCUCUCAGCAUGCAGAAGAGGCAGCCCACAUCACCUAACUAAGAAGAGGGUCAAGGCAGAAACAUGCAGCUGGCAAGAGCUCUCCUGAGCUCUCACCAGACAUGUGUCUUCUCCUUCUCCCCUACUGGGAAAGUGGCGGGCCGCUGUCUCCACAGGCAGAAAAGAGUGCCGAAGGAAAGACAGGUCUCUGCCUUCCUUGGGCCCAGAGAACAGCCAGGGAGAGAAACACACUGCUUCAAGCGUGCUUGACAGCAGCAUGUUUCUGUUGCCCCAGAACAGGGUUUCACCUUGCUCACAGCACCCACCAAGAACCAAAAAUGAAAGUUAAAACAGUUUAUUAAGAAAGCACAUAUAAAAAGGCAAAACACCAUGGAGUAAAUAAAGGGUAAAACCCAAGAGCUAAUAUUGAAGGCAAAAGUCACAAACAAAAAGUCAGUUCAAACUGUUCACAGAAAACAAUCCAAAGGCAGGAUAAAUCCAAAACAAAGCUUAAAACUGGAACAUGAAUCCCUAGGCAAAAUCCAGAAAACCAGGAGCAAAACCUGAACAUGAAUCCCAAAAUAUUCCAUGAAACAAGAUACCAGAAUCUUGACUUGAAUCUUGACUUGAAUGAGGAAUGAGACUGGACGACUUCAUAGGGAAAGCGACGUUGCUACAUCUAAAAUCCCCACAUAGCUUCCUCUGCUUUAAAGACUACAAAGAAUAAAUGCAUUCUUUUGACCUUGUGGGGCCCGCUUUUCUCUCUCUCUCUCUCUCUCUCUCUCUCUCACACACACACACACACACACACACACACACACAAAUUCUCUCUGAUCUUCUGCACCUGAAUCCUUCCCCCCUCAGAGCCAGUCUUGAAUGUGUAUCCAAGUCAACUGCUCCCCUGGAUGUUUGUAGAUGAAAGAUCACCUCCCUGGCUGCUGGAUACAAAAACAGCUCUACUUUCACACAGAGACAUAGCCUGUUGCUCCAACAUCCCAUCCUUUCCCCACUUCUUAGCUGCAUCUGAUUUCAUUAUUCUCCCAGGCUUUAAAACUGCAGGCCCUGAAACUGCACCUGAUCUCUGAGACUCUGAAACCCCAAACCCUCAGCUCCAUCAGGUUAAACCACAACAGUUUCUCUCCUUUCUCUGAGCCUCAGGAAGGCGGGCCAUUGCUUUCCUGGGGCUCAGAAAACAGACGGGGAGAGAAAUACACCUCCACAGCUUGACAGCAGCAUGUUUUUUCCUCUUCUGGGCCUGGGGAAGGCAGGCUACUGCCUUCCUGUGGCCCAGAAGAGCCAGGGAGAGAAACACACCAUUGACAAAUGGCAAUGGCGUGUUUGUCUCCCUGGAGACAGACCCACGCCUUGCCUUUCCUAGCCUCAGCCCCUCCAAAGCUCCAGCCCUGCCCUUCCAACCCUGACCCCACCCCUUUAAGCCCCCAACACUGCCCAUUAUGGUUGCAUCCACACUCUCUUCUAGGCCAGCCCUUGUAGCUGGGCCCACAAGGCGGCCCCACGGCAACAAAUUUUUCCCAUGCUGAGUCUAUAACCAUUUCCUAAGAUCAGUAUGUGAUAAUCCACUUUAAAAAAAUCCUAUACCUUUUGCUACUAGGAUGUUAUAAUUUCAAGACUAUUAAAGUGUAUGUACUUGGCUUACAGUUUUUUGAGGGUGGUGGUGGUGCUUGUAUUGAUUUAUAUUCUCAUAGACACUUUCAUGUUCACCUAAGCAUGAGUAUUAUUUUAAAAAGCCCUUUUGACAUUUUAUUUAAGCAUUUGUUUUGUUUGUAUGUACAGUGUAGUGGAAUGUAAAGGCACAAGGUUCUAUUAAUGACUUUGGGUAAUUGAAUAUCACCAUAAACUCAAGGAAACUUAGGAUAAAAUUCAAUAUCACAGUCAAUAUGGAUUAUUCAAUUUUGUUAGUGUAGUACAUUAGUAUAGUAUUAUUCAAUAUACUUUUACUAAUCCUAUCUGCCUAAAUUGCUACAAAGCUUAUAAAUAAUGGAACACUCUUUGGAAUGUAGUCAGCAGACAUUCAUGAUUAUAGCUCACUGAGACUAGAAUAAGUUGAAAUUUACAAAUCAGGACUUUUAACAAUUCAGUAGUGUUAACAUUUAAUCCUUUAGAGACUGCAAACGGAAUAUUCAGUAUUUCAAAUUAUUUUGAUUUUGGCUGCAGUUUUGCACAUUGGUUGCUUAAAUCCCAUUGAUGUCAGUGGGAUUUAAGUAGCCUAACUGUGCACCUGAUUGUUGCAUAUGUUAACAAAGAGAUUAUUUUUCAAAGUCCUGAAGUUGCCUAACCCAAAUAGGAAAACGUCAUGUAUUGAACCAUUUCUAUAGCAACAUUGUAUAGAUCACCUUACUAUUCUUGUAUUAACUGCAACUCUAAUAUAUGAUGAAUGCAAUAAUACUUUGUAUACAAAAUGUUUAAUAUACAACGUACAGUCUUAUCUAUAUACUCAUUAUUAACUAACAGUAUGUUCAGCCAAGGGACUUCAUGUUUGUGGCUUCGUUAGCCCGUAAUUCCGAACAAAUAUUUUAUUGUGUCUGCCAGUAUAUACAUUCACUUUAAAAAAAAAUAUUAGACAACUGCAUUUAACAAUACAAUGGAAUUUAUAUACAGAUUAGAUGUUCUAAAUUCUAAAAGCAUGUCCGUUACACGUCUUUCCUUCAUCUUCUGUCACAUCUUCUGUAGAUUAUUACUUUCCAGAAGAUUUAAAACUAGGUUUGGAUCUGAUACCUUUUGAACCCUUAUGAAAUAAAAAGGCCCGGCUGUUGUGACUGCGCCUUCGGGGAUUAUGGUUGAUGGUGAUGGGAUUUGAAGAGGAAGAAAAAACCCUCGUGAUGAGGGUUCACUGGAGGAGUUGCGCAGGAAGCGACUUAAAGAGCUAUAUGGGGGAUCUUCUGAGGAAGAUUCAGAUGGGGAGUUUGGGGAAAUCGAUGCUGAGGAACAGAUGGUGGCUGGGGAAGUGGGCACUGAAUGGGCACAGCCACCGGAGAUGUCUGGGGAUUUGGGGCCUAUGGAUACUGCUGAACCUGGGGUUUCUGCAGGAGCUGAUCCCACUUGGGAUGCUUGGAGAAGGGAGGAUGGUUCUUUAAGUGUUCAUGGGGCUAAGUGUGGGCAGGAUGAUUGGGACUCCGACGAAUUGCUAGGUACUCCGGAUCCACGAGCUCUAGCUGUGUGGAGUUCAGACUCUGAGUAGAUUUGGGACAUCUGGUGUUUGGGUGUGAGUGUUUGGUCACCCAGGAGGAAAGGGGAAUAAAAUGGGAAUGUUUGGCCACUGCACUUUGCGUGUGGCAAGGUGUUGCUGAGGCGCCAUUGGGAUCUCUGUGUUUCCGUGAAGACUGGAUUUGGACUGUGAUUCGGAUGUAAGUUAUCUGGGACUGUUCUGCAGCAGAGGGAUGGAACUGUGUGGGUUUCCCUGGACUGCGUUCUGAUUACUAUUUCUAGCUGCUGAUACCAUCUGGCUUGGCUCUCGCUGUGUCUUAUCGUGGACCUGGUUUGGAUGACUGCACCCUCUUCGGACUUUGGAUUGAAUUUGACCUGGCUUCUGUCUACGCCCUCUGACUGACGACUGCUCCCGGCUUCUGACUUCUGGUUUGCCUUUCGGAAUUUGCUGCUGCCUCCUGACCUGACCUUGGAUUCUCCUGACGACGGCUAUUCAUCAUCCCUUUGAAGCUUUCGGCUUUAUCUGCACCGUGGAAGCAGCUUACUGCUCUUCUAGUUUGUUUGUUUUCAAGCCAGUUUGCUGUUUUUCUUUUGGGAACUGUCCCUUUAAAUCCGCAGAAUCGGCUGUCUGUUUUCAGAAACGGUUUGGAGCCAAAAGAGGCUUUUGCACUUUCAGUUAUACUCUGCAGCUUCUGGAAGGUUUCAAGCCUUCGUUUAUUUUGCAUAUUUUCUUGCAGUCAACUCUAUUUGUUCUCCAAAGGUGAAUUGAAGCAUCUUUUAGUUUUUAUUGAAUGCCAGCAUGGGAAAAUAGCGUGGCUUGUUUUUGAGUUAUUUUUGUCCAAACUACUCUUGAAACACUGAUAAGUGAAGUGUUUCAAAGAUACUUUCUGUGUUUAUGUUAUUUUUGGCUUAUCUUCGGAAUAAACUCUGUUUUGUUUGUUAACUGGCGUCUGACUCUUGACACCGGCAACAAAUCUAUGGUGCGAAGGAGCCAUUAUUUUACCUAUUUAAGUUUGUUGAACAUCUGGAACCUACAAGAAAAGGGGGGUUAAAUCCACCUAAUGUGUUUAAUUGAGGGAUAGGUGCUCCUUCACUGGCUACUUCCACAGACCACCUUUGGGCCAACACCUCCACCCUGAGGGUGAUCCAAACUAUAGGGGUUGCUCACCCCAGCCGGUCUUAACUGGAAGGGCCUCCCGGGGAUGCUCCCUCCCAAACUACAGAGUUUUACAAGAGUAAGAAGUCCCCAUUCUAUCUCCAAGCAGUGCCCCCUUCACAGUCCCCCCAAGCCUGAUUUAGAGGGACAGUACCAGGAGCCCACCCUUCACCCGCAAAGGGCAUGCCAUGGUGCUUACUGAAUCUAAUUUAAUUUUUUACAUGCUAGAACACCCUAUUUAAGUGACAUCAACAUAAGCCAAUUAACACAUCUGACAGAAACCAUAUGUGCUAGGCAAAAAACCCCAUGAAGUAGAAAUGGGAGAGGGGGAUUCCCACGUGGCCCUGACAUUACUUGACCAGUUUUAAAUUCACACAAUCCUCAGGGUGGUAGGAUGGUCACACUGAAUAAAAGGAGACCACUGAAUAAAAGGAGACUGUUAUAAGGGAUAGACCCAGUAUAUGUGCUUCUGCACUCCUCAUCACAUUCAGGGGAAGGUUCAGUCCGCCAAUACCCUUGGAGCUCCAUCUGGUUUCCUUCAUGUGGCCUUGGGCUUCAGGUUGGGCUUUCAUCAACAGUUUCUGCUGAGAAAUCUGGUGUUGGACUCCUCUGAGGGAAAACAUUGUAUUGAGCCGGCUCAAGUAAAAUAAACUCUUAACAUAGGGUUUUCUUGGCAAGAUUUAUUCAGAAGAGGUUUUCAAUGCCUUCCUCUAACAUUUAGAGACUCAGAAGGACCCUACUGUUUUCCAAGGCUCCUAGUCCAUCACAAUGUCUAUACCGAACUGACGCUCCAUCCAAACCUAGAUCUUAAUAACGGUAAUAAAAUGUGAUUUAUAUGUAGUUGGCUCUCUAUACAAGCCUUUCAAUAAUGACAAUAACUGUGUGGGUUAUAUGUAGUAGGUUAGAAAUAAAUUCCAUUACAUUUAGCAGGGUUUAUAGCAUGUUAAGCAAGUCAAGAUUAUAACCUUAGUGCUUAUUUCAGGAAACAGUUAUAGUUGCUACCUAAGUCAUCUACUCAUUCAAUCUACAUUCCAAUUAUAUAUUAUUAUUGUUACUAGAAUGACUGUGUCACACAGAUUUUGGAUCAAAGGGAAAUUUUUGUUAGGCUUCUUAAAAUUGCAUCUCAUGGUCUGGUAAUAGAUUUGAAUUGUCAAUUUGUUGUGAUAAACAUGUUGUCUGUGUGUGCGCAUGCAUGCAGUAUUUAAUACUGUAAAUUUUAUAUAUACUAGCUGUGCCCAGCCACACGUUGCUGUGGUGUUGUCUGGUGGUGUUGGUGAGAAAUUGUUGAGGUAGUGGUGGUAUUGAAUGUCUGUUGUAUGGUUGUCUUUAUGUUUAGUAUGCAUUUGGUUGUUUGUGUACUGUGUAAGUGGUGAGGGUAGAGGGGGUCUAUGUCCCCGUGUAGUAUUGUAUAGUAUUUAUAUGUUGUCCAUGUGUUGUGAAUGCUUGGAUUGUGUCCUGCUGCAUAGUAGAAAGGGUUGGGCUGGAUGGCCUUUAGAGGUCUCUGCAAACUCUUGGAUUCUAUGCUUCUAUUAUUAUUAUGACACAGCAAACAAGAUAGAUAUGCUGGAUUCAUAUCACAAAAUCACAAGUCGAACACUUCCCAAGUGUCUAGGACUGUGUGAUGUAUUUUCGGAUGAUGCGCGCAGAUCCCAGCAGGGUGGCCUUUUGCAGUUGGCAGAUCGUGAUUUUAUCAAUGUCUAUUGUUUCCAAAUGCUGGCUGAGAUCUUUUGGCAUGGCACCCAGUGUGCCCAUCACCACUGGGACCACCUGCACUGGUUUCUGCCAGAGUUAGAUUAUUAUUAUUAUUAUUAUUAUUAUUACUAUUAUUAUUAUUAUCAUGUUCAUCAUCAUCAUUAUUAUGUAGAGGCUGGAUGGCCAUCUGUCAGGAGUGCUUGGAUUGUGUCCUCCUGCAUGGUAGAAGGAAGUUGAUCUGGAUGAUCCUUAGGGGUCGCUCCAAACCUUAGGAUUGUAUGAUGUUGUUAUUAUUAUUAUUAUUAUUAUUAUUAUUAUUAUUAUUAUUAUUAGCAUUGAGAGGCUGGGUGGCCCUCUGUUGGGAGUGCUUGGCUUUUGUCCUGCAUGGCAGAAUUGGGUUGGACUGGAUGGCCUUUAGGGAUGUCUCCUAAUUGUCUGAUGCUAUGAUUCGAUGUGUAUUAUUAUUAUUGUGCAGAUAUUAGAUGGACAUCUGUCAGGAGUGGUUGGAUUGUGUCCUCCUGCAUGGUAGAAGGAAGUUGAACUGGAUGAUCCUUAGGGGUCUCUCCUAACCCUAGGAUUGUAUGAUGUUAUUAUUAUUAUUAUUAUUAUUAUUAUUAUUAUUAUUAUUAUUGAGAGGCUGGGUGGCCAUCUGUUGGGCGUGCUCGGAUUGUGUCCUCCAUGGCAGAAUUGGGUUGAACUGGACAUUAAUUAUUUCAUAUUACAGUAGAAUCUCACUUAUACAACAUUCGCUUAUCCAAUGUUCUGGAUUAUCCAAAACAGUCUGCCUUUUAGUAGUCAAUGUUGUUGUAGUCAGUGUUUUAAAUUCAUUGUGAUAUUUUUGUGGUAGAUUUCUUAAUCAGUACUUACUACAUAGUAUUACUGCACAUGGAACUACUUUUUCCGUCAAAUUUGUUGUAUAACAUGAUGUUUUGGUGCUUAAUUUGUAUAAUGAUUACCUAAUUUGAUGUUUAAUCGGCUUUUCCUGAAUCCCUUCUUGUUAUCCAACAUAUUCACUUAUCCAACGUUCUGCCGGCCUGUUUAUGUUGGAUAAGUGAGACUCUACUGUAUAUUUAUAAUCUUAUAUUAUCUGCUUAGAACUGGAUUAUAUGAGGCCCCUUCUACACCACUGUAUAAAAUGCACACUGAAGUGGAUUAUAUGGCAGUGUGGAGUCAAGAUAAUCCAGUUCAAAGCAGAUACUAUAAGAUUAUAAAUGGGUUAUAUAUCUGUGUGGAAGGGCCUUGAGUCUACACUGCCAUAUAAUCCAGUUCAAAUCUGAUAAUCUGUAUUUUAUAGGCAGUGUGGAAGAGGCCUAAGUGAAGCCUAACUGUGCCUGUCCCCUGGGCUGAGUAGGUUGCUAGGAGACCACGUGGGCGGAGCUUAGCCUUCUAACUGGCAGCAAUUGGAUAAAAACAUUUAUUCCUCUCCCUCUAAUUAGGAUUUUUUUCUUUUUUUUUCUUUUCUUGUAUCAACGUAGAGGCAUGGAUGAGGGGUUGUGCUGUCAAUUUUCAAGGUUGGGGGGCCUUUAGUUUUGUUGUUUUGUUGGUUGCCGGGAUUCCAUCACUCUUUUAUAUAUAUAUAUAUAUAUAGAACAUAUGUUUUACAAUCAGAUAUUUCCUUGGCAGAAUGGUAUUAAGUAACUAUAUGUUUUAAGCUUGACUAAUGUAUUUUAUGGAUUAUUGUUAAUGGUUUUAAAUGUGUUGCUGUUUUUAUCGAUUUGUUUGGCAUUGAAUUUUGCCGGUUGUUGUAAGCCGCCCUGAGAGAAGGGCGGGGUAGAAAUGUUGUAAAUAAAUAAAUAAAAAUCAUGUACAUCCUUAGAUUUUAAAAAAACAAAUUAAUAAAAUAUAGGACAUCAGAUUUUAAACAUUACACAGAAUUCAUGAUUUAUUUGGCACACAUAUAUUCUUUGCAGCAAACCUGUGCUACUGAAAAUAAUAAUAGAAUGCCAUAUUGAUCUUUUACUUACAAACUAUUAAAUGUUUGAUAUUGACUAUGAUGGCACAACUGUGCAUAUGUGAUAUAUCAUGUGUUUGAUUUAAUGUAAUUAUUGUGUCUUUCUCACUAAAAGAAAUUGGUACUAGUAGUCACCCUACUGUCUCACUUGAGAAGCUGUCAUUUUCUCCUGGGUUAUCUAGUUGCAACACCUCUGCGUUGUUGUUUCUUUUAGCAAAAGAAAUUCUUCUUUGUAACAGUUUGUCUAGGAUCUUUCCCUUGGAUCACAUGUUUGGGUGGGGAUAGAAAAAAAACUCACUUUUGUAGAAAUAAAAAAAAACUCCUUGAUCAUCAGAAUGUGGACAGGGAUACUUUUUUUUUUAGUUAAGAGUUCAAAGCCUUUAAGAAGAAGUAUGUAUUAAGCUCAGUAUGUGAGUAAUGUAUAUCAUAAGAUGUGACAAGUUACCUAGUGGAAGUCAUGACUGGUGCUGGUAAGAGAUGGCAACUUGCAGUGCAGAAUCUUUCUUGCAUGAAGGCAAGCUUUUGUUCUCCAUUUAUAAAGCUCUCUUUCUGCCUUUUCCCAACUGCAAACCAGAUUUUGUAAAAGAGUCUCUCAGAAUUCACAACCCUUACUGUUUCCAUUUCAUCUCUUCUUGUUUCCGCUAUUUUGAUGCUUGGAAAAUAUAAUUUCUGGUGUAGGCCAAUAUUAUGGAUUUUGUUAUAUAAUGAUAUCAAGCUUCUUUUUUUAGGGUGGGUGGGGCUGGAUAGAAGGCAGAAAGAAUCUGGUGUACUAUGAUGUAUUGCAUUUAAUUAUUUUCAAGGAAAAUUAAAAGCUGCAAGAUAGGAAUAGUGACACUCCAGAAUAAAAACAAAAGUGGAUUCAUGUUGUGGAUUGAUACAUGGUUUGUUUAAAAAGGGUAUACACCUUUAAAAAGAAUAAAUUUUGAACAAACUUCUAUUUUGUUUGCACAUAACAAAUCCACAAAAACACUGAUUUGUGAAUAAACAUUUAUUAAAACAAUAAUAUUCUCAAGAAAUGGAUAAUUACUUUACUAUAGAUUCUUGUGUCUUUUUAUAAAAAGCUUCAUUUAUGCAGUUACAUUUAUUACCAUUUUUUAAAAGACGCACAAGGAAAAGUACCAUAUAAUCAAAAUAAUAAAAUAUUUAAAACAAUAAUUUUAAAUAGUAAAACCAUAAUGGCACUUUUAAAAAGCCCUAAAAGACCAAAAUUAAAAAACACAAGAGCUUUUCAUAGAUUGGGAUCCUCUUCUCUGCAUGUUCAUAAAGUGGGAUUACUCAGAUAAUGCAAUCUCCAUGAUUAAAUUCUCCCAUAGAUCUUAAUAACAAGGCCUAUUUACACUUAAAGAUUUGGACCCAUUCCUUUUAUUAGCUUGUAGCAUCAGGAAAACCUGGCCACACCCAGAACCAUCCAUAGUAGCACAGAUAGAAAGAAUACUUGCAUAGUAGCACAGAUAGAAGUUGAAAAUGCACUAUACUCUACAUUCAUGUGGCUUUUCCAGGUGUCAAACCUCUUCUGAAUGAAUCCUGCCAAGAAAAUCCUGUGAUACGUUUUCCUUAGGGUCACCAUACGUUGGAAAUGACUUGAAGCAUGCAACAACCUGAUCCUAAAGGGCUACAACUUUCUCUAAUAAUAGUGAUUUGAUUAAAUAGCUUUUUGAAGAUACUGGAAUAACUUUGUUGGGACUAAGAGAACACAAAUCUGGGAAAUGAUGCACAUGUUCAAGGCAGUACAGUGCAAAUGCAAAUACGUUAACAAAAUGAAGGAUGAAAAUGUUUGUGUUAAAGUGGUUUGCUCUUCACUUUAUCAUCCUUUUUAUCAUUCAUAUUAUCAACAAAUAGAUAAGCCACUCAGCUCCAGAGUGAAGUCAGUGAAGUGUAGAACUACAUGGCCCUGUCAAAUUGAUAGAGUGAAGAUGUGGAAUGAAAUAAUGGAAACUUUCUAUUCAAUAAGAACUGGAAUACAAACAUAAUAUUUUAACCAUUUAUCAGCAUUGAUUGCCUUGACGCUUGAGGCUUAGAUCAGAAUUUAUGCUGAACGGAGGAGGUCAAAUUAUAAAUGUUAUCACUUAGUGCCAAAGUAUUCUUUAAAAUAUUCACUGACGUUCUUUUGUGUUGUGGUAGAGUAGAGAAAUUCAGUCUUUCUUAACCUUGAGCAGAAAUAAUUGUCUGUUGAAUGUAUACCAGCUUCUGUAACUAGUUUUCUGGUAACUCGUACAAAUAGGGAUAUAGUUGGAAACUACACAUUUUAGAGAUGGACAAAAUGGUACACUGCUGGUUGAAUACUGCUGUUUUAUCUACAGCAAUUGUUGUAUUUUAUUGUUUUUACCAGAGGGUAUUGUGAAUUUAUAAUGUUGUGUUGCCUGUUUAUUACCUAUGUUUUGUUUUACACUUGUUGUAUUUUGUAUUAUGUGUCACACCUUGAGUGUUUUGUGAGCCGCCCCGAGUCCCUCUGGGAGAUAGUGGCAGGAUAUAAAUAAAGUUUUAUUAUUAUUAUAUUAUACACUGGUGUCCAUACAGUGGUGUCCCUACCCAUUGUAUGGUUAUCAGCAAAACCAAGUUUGCAUGUUAUGUGAAUUAUAGAGAAAUUCUGCUCCUUCCCCCUCCCCACAAACACACACAAAUAUUGCCUGGCAAAUCAUAGUUUUCACAGCUGCAUGAGGGGUGGAGGGAGCACAUUCACCACAUCUGGAGGAGGAGGCAGAGGAGGAGGCAGCACCAGUGGAAGCAACAAAAGCAGCAGUAUUAUCCACUAGGCCAGUGCCAAGCCCAAACCUGAGGCUCUGCCCUCCUCCUCCUCCUCCUUGUCCUCUUGCCCUCGAUGGCAGUGGCUCAAACAGCAACCAUAGCUGCAGCCAAGGGAAAAAGAGGAGGAGCAGGACAGCUAGGAUGGGUUCAGAGGGACCCCCAGAGGGCAUUUAUUUAUUUCAUCCCCCUUCAGCUAGGCAGGAAUGCACAAUCAAAGCACUCUUGGAUGGCGAUCCAUUUUCCAUUUAAAAACCUUCAGAGGGGUUUAAUUACUACAGAAGUGGAGUGCUAGUGCUGUUCAAGUGUAGGAACUGUUAUAACUUUUAUAAUUUGCACAAUUUUUGAUCGAGUUGCAGUAAUUAUGACUACAAUGGUUACAUUUCAAAUUUAGAAAAAAUGUGUUGACAGUGAUAUUUGUGAUUAAUCACAUGGAGUAGCUAUAAACUACACAAGAUUAAAUUCUACUGCAUAAGAAGUGUAAAGAAAAAUUUCCACACCUUGUUUAUGUAGUAAAAGUUACAUAAUUAUAUAAUUAUAUAAAUAUAUAUGCACAGUGCCAUUUUUCAAAAUGGAAUCUGGGAAAUUUAGCUGAUUCUGCAAUUGAAUGUUGCAAUGGGGUGGGCAGCAGGUCUCAAAUUGCAGGCAGCAGGUUUUCCCCCCUUAGCCUUGUCUGAGCCAAUCUGAGCAAAAAAGCAGCUCAUGUGUCUUUUUGCCAAGCUGGUCUAUAUAUACCAGGGCAAGCUCCUCCAUUUUCCUGUGGCAUCCUGGCUUGAGAGAGAGAAAGAGAGAGGGAGGGAGAAGAGAUCAUGUGCUAGCUAACGCUUUUCCUUUGAUAAUUUAAUUAAAAUUUCUUAGUUUAAUAUCUUUCAGUUCUUCUUUUUUAUUAUUUUGCUGGGGAAGUGAGGGUGGGCAUGCAUUGGGGGGGGGUGAAAAGGCAUUUUGAGGGGUAUUUGUUCAUUUUUUUAAACUUUGUGUAUAUGUGUGUUUGGGGGGGGGGUGUUUAGAAGGGAAGAGAUAACUUGACUCUGUUGAGUUCCCACAGGGAUAAUUCAAUCCCUCCCCAGCCCUAUCUUAUCUCUUGCUUGUGUACUCUGUCUUGGACCUUCCUUCCUCCCCAAAAAUAUUUUCAAAAAUGUAUUACAACUAAAGCCCUUUCUUCUCAUUCACCUCUUUGACUGAUUAAUUUAUCCCCCUCCUCUGCCCUACCUUCUGGCAUGUGUGUACUCUGUUCACCUGGCUUCUGUGCAUGUCUGUAUCUUCUGGCUAGUGUGCACUCCUGCACCAUUCUAGCAGCCUCCCCCCCCCCCAAACAAUUAUUUUUAAAAAUAAAAAAAUAAAAGUUCUUGUAAGUUGGUUCACCUCCUCUCUUUUUUUGUGUGUCUUCUGUGUGCGUGCUCCUUCUCUCACACAAUAAGCCUGAGCUUAUCCCCCUAUAUAAAAAGUAAUAACUAGAAAUAUAAAAUAAUAAAACUCUGAACAUUUCCUAUAAAUUGUGGGAUGUGUGGAUCUUUAUGACAAUUGGGAGGAAUGAUGCCCUGCUGCUGCUCCUAUACUGUCCCUGUGGAAAUAUUCCAGGGGAUACCUUUUUGGGAGCCCUUUGCCAGCAAUGGGCUGGAUCUUCCCGGAGCGAAAAUUUGAUUUUGUGGCUGCCAGAUUGAAAAAUGGCAUUUUGUUUUCCCAAAUUCAGGCAGUUCCUGAAAAAAUAGAAUGGGUGCACCUGGAAAUCUGACACCAAAAACAGCACGGGAUUUACCCAAAUUGCACACCCCUGUAUGAAACUCUUAUAAGGAAUCUGUGUAACCUCCAGUUUGCUGGUAAAACUGAAUUGCCAUAUAGAAAAAAGAUGAAUAUGAAAAAAGUGUGUCACCAACAUGAAAAGUUAGGAAGCCUCUUCUCUAAAACAUCAAGAAUGGCAGAAUGACAGACAGCAGGGGAAAACAAACAGGGAGAUAGAGAGGCUUUGUCAAGAGAAGUGAAGGCAGCAAAAGGUCCAUAAGUCAGGAAAUCUAAUUCAGUUACAUUGGUGGAAGGGGGAAAACUAAGUAUUAAGUUCAUGUUUGAUUGCCAUUUAAGUUUAUAUCAAAUACCUGCAAUAAAAGCUUUCCAGAACAAAGCAAGAGAGCAGAAUUAUUUCAGACCCACACUCAUGUGGCUUUUUUAAGUUUGGGAGAGAAAAAAAACUGAAUGAGAAAACCCAAAUGCUCAUCUGGUUAUUUAUUUAUUUAUUUAUUUAUUGCAUCAUUUCUACCCCACCCUUCUCACCCAUCAGGGGACUCAGGGCGGUCAUCCCCUUCUUCUUCUCAUUUACUCUCUUUUAUUCUUUAUUCACCUUACUCAGUCUGACAUGAUCAGAGAGCAAGUCCCACUUGAUUAUUUGUAUGAAAAUACUAACUCCUUCCAUGUUGCCCUGGUUUUUACAUCUUCAGCUUUGAAUUAAACUAAGCUAUCUUACUGAAUUCUCAAGCUAUUUUUAAAAAGGUUCCUAUUGACAUUUCACAUAAUUGUCACAUAUCGCAAAAGCUUUCCUUAAAGUCCUCAUGGAACAUCCUCUUAAUUUAGCAUGUAUUCAAAGUAAAUAUUACUGCACAAUCCCACUUGUUAUGUCAUAGUGCAUCACUGUUCUUGUGGAAGAGAUGAAAUGUAACACAUGCUUGUAUAAUGUAAUCAGUAGUGAUCACAAAAAGAAAAAACUCCUAAGAUAAGGCAUUUUUUCUUCUAUUUCAGAAAGCAUUUUUGGAGUAAAUCAAUUUGUUAGUCCAAACUAGAAUAGAACAGAGCCCAGGUCAGCAGGAUAAUUUGCUAAAUGGUAAAUCAACAAUGGGAAUUGGAUUUGGCCAACAGUCUCAAAGACAUGUCUAUCCAAGUUCUUGAAUCAUUAAAAUUCAAUUCCUCAGAAAAUUUAAUGUUUUGAAUAUGCAGAGUUCAAGUUAACAAUCAUGGAAUGUAAGUGAAUGUAUUAGGGUCUUUUUGACUUUAGUUUUAUUUCCUCUGGCAAAACUGUAGUAGAAAAGGAGGAACCUAAUGUAGUAAUCUAUGAAAAAGAGGGUUAUAAAUUUGAUUCUCUGAAGUCUGGAUUUCCUUUCCUUGUGGCCAUGGGGUAUGUAGCUUCUACCAACAUUUUGAUUUAAGCAAUAUUCUUUCAUUGGGCAAUUAUGAUACAUAUUGACCUACCAUCAAUUAUACUAGAAUGCAGAAGUGCAAAAUGUAAAUACAGCCUCUCUCUUUUUCAUAUAAUAACAAUAUUACAUGAUUGUGAUGGUGAGCACAAGUUCUCUGUUAGCUGCACCCUAACUAUUGGAUCAAAAUGAUAUUUAGAAUAAUGAUAUUUGGAAUUUAUUUUAGGGCCUAAGUUAAAUGUCCCAUUAAACUGAGAAUGGUUUUUUAAAUAAAAAAAUCCUUCCAGUUUAUUUAAUACACCAUAAAUGCAGGUUCUAGUUAUAUUAUAACAUCAGUUUAAGUUGAUGUUGACCUAUGCAGAUAAGUAAUUGCAAAUGCAAACAACCAAUAUGGUGCUGUCAAUAAUAUUGAACAUUUGAGAGGUGAAAUGACAGAACAAAUACAGACUAUUUUGGACUUCUUACGUGUUCUGGAUAAGGGCUGGCUUAUACAGAUGUGUGUCCUUGGUAUCUGCUGCAGUUUGGUCCCAGGAUAUUUAUUUAUUUAUUUACAUCACUUUUACCCCGCCUUUCUCUCCGAGGAGACUCAAAGCGGCUUACAGUAAAUGGCAAAAAUUCAAUGCCUAAAAACAAUGUAAAAACAACAAUUCAUAUAAAACAAUCUACAAAACAGUUCAUGUAAAACAGAUACCAUUACAAAAUAAAAUCACAUUAUAUAAAAUUUUAAGAAUGUCCAAGAUUAAAAUCCAUUCAUCCAGAAUCCUCAAGUCUUCGUACAGGUCAUGUAAAGUCCAUGUUCUCAUUCAUUAAAAGCUUGCGUGCACAACCAUGUCUUUAAGGCUUUCCUGAAGCCUAGGAGAUUUGGUAUCUGCCGUAAGUUGCUGGGGACAGUGUUCCACAGCCGAGGAGCCACCACCGAGAAGGCCCUGAGAGCAGGGCCUCCCCCGAUGAUCUAAGAGUUCUAGAAGGCUCAUAGGGGGAGAUACGUUCGGACAGGUAAGAUGGGCCAGAACCAUUUAGGGCUUUGUAGGUCAAAACCAGCACUUUGAAUUGAGCUCAGUAGCAUAUCGGCAGCCAGUGGUGCUGACUCAACAUGGGAGUAGUACGCUCCCUGUAAGCUGCUUCUGUUAUUAGUCUGGCUGCCGCCCGUUGUACUAGUUGGAGCUUCCGAGCCGUCUUCAAAGGCAGCCCCAUGGAUGCUCAAGUCCCAUUAUAUACAAUGGUGUAGUACAAUUGUGUCUCUUAAAUAAAAUGGUAAAAAUCAAGGUUUGUUUUUGGAUUAUUUUAAAAAUAUUUUCAAGCUUUGGAUGGUUUAAUUCAUUUAUAUAGAGAGCUGACUGCAUCAGUCUUUUUCAUUAUAAAAUGUCCUAAAUCAUUGGUCCAUCUAAUUUAGUGUCCUGAAUAAUUGGUCCAUCUAAUCCAGUGGUCUAGUUUGACUUGCAACAGCUUUUCAGGUUUCAACAGCAUCCUUUCUUAUCCUUACCUGAGAUUAUGUUACUUGGGAAUUCCCUUCCAGAAAUCAGUGAAACUCAUGCUUAACUUCUUAACUUGGAUAGGACUGAUGUUUUUGUGAUUGUACUGUUUUAUUGAAAAUAAGUUCUCUACACUCAGUAGAGUAUAGACUUUAGGCUCACAAGAUCCAUUUUACUUUUUUCUAUAACACAAGAGAGAGCCAGCAUUGUGUAGUAGUUUGGGUACUGUGGAUUGCAAUUCUGGCAACCAGGGUUUGAAUCCUCACUUAGCCAUGGAAACGUACCUUGGACAAAUCACAGUCUCAGAGGAAGGAAUGCUCAAUUCUUCUCUAACAAAUAAGAGUCCAUGAUAACUUUUCCUUAGGGUUGCCAUAAGCCACUCAAGAACAGGAGCACAUGAUCUGCCAAUUAUUUGAGAUUAAAGAGUGACUUGGAAGCAAGAUAUGUUGGUAGAAUUGAGAAGAAAAGUGCCUCUGAACAGUUGCCCAAUUCUCUGAUGAACGCAAGCAGCAAUGUAACUCAUUGGAAUACAAGCAGCCAGAGUGUAGCAUAGAAUCAGCCAUUCAGCCACAAAUUUAUGGCAAUAAAAUCUGCAAUAGUGCAGUAUUGCAUAAGAUAGCAACAGACCGUACUGGAAAUAAAAAUAGAGGAAGAGUACUAGAGCAUUCUGUUCAUAUGUCUUUGGAAAAUCCACCAGCAGAGCAUGUGUGUAACUUCAGUCUCUCAUUCUAUAGCAAGUGAUAUGCAGAGGCAUUCAGGCUUUGAUACUGGAGGUGAUACAUAGACAUCCUGACUUGUAGCUAGGUCCAUGAAUGUCUAUAAUACCAUUUUAAAGCUCUCCAGGUUGUCAGCCAUCUCUGUGCUUUGUAGCAUUGAACUCCACAGUUCAGUUAUGCAGUGUGUGAAGAAGUUCUUCCUUUUAUCUGUCUUGAGUCUCCCACCAUUCCGCUUCAGUGGAAGACCCCAGGCUCCCAUAUUAUGAUAGAGGUGGAAAAGGUUAUCUCCACUUCUAUUGUGCAUAGUUUUUCAGACUGUAUAAUAUCUCACCUUAUUUGUCACAUUUUCCUAAACUAGGCUCUUGUAAUAUAUCUGUUAUAUAGAACUACAGAUAACACAGACACAAAAUGUGUACACCCUUUAAGAUCUAAUAGUAGUCAUGGUGAUUAUUUGAAGGUUAAUACAUUCAUAUUGAAGAAUAGAUUAUAUAAUAAUGAUUUAAUCAGAAUUACAAAUUUCAUCUUAAAUUACAUUUUUAUGCAAAAUGCUCAAAUAUCUUUAACAGAUAUUUCCAAGGUUACUUUAAAAUGCUUGUACAUAUAAACAUUGCUAACAGAAAAAUAACUCCCAAACUGUUAAUUUUAACAUUCAAUCCUAUAUAUGUUCUUAGUACUCUUAAUUACAAAAUUUAUACUUCUAUAAUCUAUAUUAAGUGGUAUUUUAUUAUUAUUUCUGAACCCUUUACCUGCUUUAUGGAAAUAAAAGAAAUUGUAAUUCAGUGACUUGUUUAUCUUUAAGCACUCUUUAGUCUCUUUCGUUUAGGUCACAAAACCGCUGUGCUAAUGAGAGUCAGUACACUUGCUCUAUUUUAGUAUUUUAGUAGUCCAUAUUAGUAAAUUUGGAGGCUCUGUCUGAAUAUAUGUGCAUAUGUGUCUGCCAUGAUCUCUACAUAAAAAUACAAACUUUCCUCACUGUAGCUCUUCAUAUCCUGUAUAAAAUUGCAGCUGAGGAAGAAAGGGGAUAGAUGUCAUGGUCUGCAGUUCCCAGCAGACUGCCUGCCCUCAUUCAGCCACUGCUGAAAGCUCACUUUUAGCAGAAGCAGACACUUCCCAGCAUGUUGAGCCAGCUAAUGAAGGGUUAACAAUAUCUCCUCCUGUGGAACAGGGAAGGUCUCACAAGUCUCAGAGAUUAGCUGUGAAUAGAUGAUGAAACAAGCAGCAACUGAAACCUUAGGAUAAUACCUCUAUGUCAGUGGUUCUCAACCUCUGGGUCCCCAGAUGUUUUGGCUUAUUUAUUUAUUUAUUUAUUUACAUCAUUUCUACCCUGCCCUUCUCACCCGUAGGGACUCAGGGCAGUUUAAAACAGUCGGCAAUUCCAUUGCCCCAAAAACACAUUCAAUAAACAAUGGCAGUUCAAUAAAACAAUAACAAUACCAAAAUCAAUUAAAAGUUAUAUUAACUCUAUUAAAACAUGAAUUAUAAAUAAUAUUAAAAUGCACGAGUAAUUAGAGUCAUACGCUGACGCCUUUUGCAUACGCCUUGAUUCGGCCAUAUCAUCUCAGAUAUUUAUUCCUCAAAUGCUUGAGUACACAGCCAUGUCUUGACUGCUUUCCUAAAACUUAGGAGUGUUGGGGCUUGUCGAAUACUACUGGAGAGAGCAUUCCAUAGCCAGGGAGCCACUACCGAGAAGGCUCUGUCCCUCGUUCCCACCAGCCAAGCCUUCGAGGCAGAUGGGACCGAGAGCAGGGCCUCUCCAGAUGAUCUCAACAACCUAGUUGGUUCAUAAUAUUGGUUCAUGGUAUUGGGUGACUUCAGCAUCCAUGCUGAGGCCACCUUGACAGGUGCUGCUCAGGAAUUCAUGGCCGCCAUGACGACCAUGGGGCUGUCCCAAGUAAUAUCGGGUCCCACCCAUCAAGCUGGUCAUACACUCGACCUGGUUUUUGUUGUGGGCGACAGUUUGGUCAGAGUGGAAGAGCAAACUAUUCUUCCAUUGUCAUGGUCUGACCAUUAUCUGAUCAGUUUAAGACUCACCGUGUCCUUAAACCUCCGCAGGGGUGGUGGACCCAUUAAGAUGGUCCGCCCCAGGAGACUUAUGGAUCCUGAGGGACUCCUGACAUCUCUUGGGGUUCUGUCUGCUAUGGAGGCUGACGAUCCUGUCAAUGCCUUGGUCGCUCGUUAUAACACCGAGUUGUCCAGGGCUAUUGACAUGAUCGCUCCCGAACGUCCACUCUCGCUGUGUGGAGUUGCCCCGGCUCCCUGGUUCACCGGGGAGCUGGCAGAGAUGAAACGUGGGAGAAGGAGACUAGAGUGUCGUUGGCGGAGAACUCGUGGCGUUUCUGACCGAGCACGGUCUAAAGCCGCUAUUAGGGCUUAUUCCGCAGCGUUGUGGGCAGCCAGGAAGGUUUUCACGACUGCCCGCAUCGUGUCUGCAACAAAUAGAUCUUCUGAGUUGUUCCGAGUUGUUGGGGAGCUCCUCCACCCUUCUCAGGGUGGGGAGGCACCUGACUUCUCAGCAACUCGGUGUAGCGAGUUCGCUCACCAUUUUGCCUAAAGUCGCUCAGAUUUGUUCCGACUUGGACGCCAAUCUUGAAGCAUUGCCAGGUGAGGUAACCGAGGCAUCUGUCUGUUCGAUCUUGUGGGAUUCGUUUCAGUUUGUGCAACCUGAUGAUGUGGACAAGAUUCUUGGAGCGGUGAGGGCGACUACCUGUGCCCUUGAUCCCUGCCCAUCUUGGCUUUUAAAACAGGCCAGUGGUGGGUUAGUUGAUUGGUUUGUGGCAAUAAUUAAUGCCUCCUUGGGGCAGGGCAAAUUUCCAUCCAGCCUAAAACAAGCCGUGGUAAGGCCUAUUUUGAAGAAGGCCUCAUUGGAUCCGACCAAUCCUUGUAACUACAGGCCAAUCUCUAACCUACCAUUCUUGGGCAAGGUCUUAGAGCGGGUGGUUGCCUCUCAGCUCCAGGGAUUCUUGGAAGAUACGGAUUUUCUGGACCAAUCACAGUCUGGCUUCAGGCCUGGGUUCAGUAUCGAGACGGCUUUGGUCACCUUGGUAGAUGACCUCUGCAGGGAGCUGGACAGGGGGAGUGUGACCCAGCUGGUUCUCUUGGACAUCUCAGCGGCUUUCGAUACCAUCGACCAUGGUAUCCUUCUGGGGCGGCUCUCUGGGAUGGGCCUUGGGGGUACUGCACUGCAGUGGCUCCAGUCCUUUCUGGAGGGCCGUUCCCAGUUGGUGAAGCUGGGGGACACCUGCUCGGACCCCUGGCCAUUGACCUGUGGGGUCCCGCAAGGUUCUAUUUUGUCCCCCAUGCUUUUUAACAUCUACAUGAAACUGCUGGGAGAAGUCAUCCGGAGUUUUGGAGUUCGGUGCCAUCUCUACGUGGAUGACGCCCAACUCUACUACUCUUUUCCACCUAAAUCCAAGGAAGCCCCUCGGAUUCUGGACCAGUGUCUGGCCGCUGUGUUGGCCUGGAUGAGGGUGAACAAACUGAGACUUAAUCCCGACAAGACAGAGGUCCUCCAGGUCAGUCGUACGUCUGAUCGGGGUAUUGGGUGCCAACCUGUGCUUGACGGGGUCGCACUCCCCCUGAAGGCGCAGGUCUGCAGCUUGGGGGUCCUCCUGGACUCGGCGCUGACACUUGAGGCCCAGGUGUCGGCCGUGGCUGGGAGGGCCUUUGCACAAUUAAAACUUGUGUGCCAGCUGUGACCAUACCUCAAGAAGUCUGAUCUGACCAUGGUGGUCCAUGCCUUAGUUACCUCUAGACUGGACUAUUGCAAUGUGCUCUACGUGGGGCUGCCUUUGAAGAUGGCCCGGAAAUUACAACUAGUACAACGUUCGGCAGCCAGGCUUCUAUCUGGAGCGAAUUACAGGGCGCGUUCAACGCCUCUGUUUAAGGAGCUCCACUGGCUGCCAUUUAUUUUCUGGGCCCAAUUCAAGGUGCAGGUUAUCACCUACAAAGCCCUAAACAGUUUGGGACCCACCUACCUUAGAGACCGCAUCUCCCUCUAUGAACCCAGAUGUUCUCUUCGCUCGUCGGGGGAGGCCCUUCUCUCGCUCCCACCACCCUCACAGUCAUGAUUGGUGGGGACGAGAGAGAGGGCCUUCUCCGUCGUGGCCCCCCGGCUUUGGAACUCUCUACAUAGAGAGAUCAGGCAGGCCCCUACCCUCCUCUCCUUCCAGAAGAGCUUAAAAACCUGGCUCUUCCAAAAGGCCUUCGAUGUUUAGUUGUUGCUGGAUUGAUCUAUCUGUCCAUUCCAUAAUAGUCCCAUUGUUGUUGUCUUGCCAUUUUAUACCGCACUUUAUUGUCCAUUCAACUGUGAAAUUUCCUUUUCCCAUUUCGUAACACUCUGCACUUCACCUGGGAUCUACGAAUUAGUCUCCUGUUUUUAACACUGUAUCCUGCUUGUUGAUUUUAAUGAUUGUUUUUAUUGAUGUUGAUGUUUUUUACUGGGAUAAUUUUUUUAUUGCUUUGUUACUGUUAUUUGUUUGUUUUAUCGGGACAGACCCCAUGUAAGCCGCCCCGAGUCCCUUCGGGGAGAUGGGACGGGGUAUAAAAAUAAAGUUAUUAUUAUUAUUAUUAUUAUUAUUAUUAUUAUUAUUAUUAUUAUUAUUAUUAUUAUUAUUAAUAGGAGAUACAUUUGGACAAGUAGCUUGGGCCAGAACCAUUUAGGGCUUUAUAGGUCAAAACCAGCACUUUGAAUUGGGCUCGGUAGCAUAUUGGCAGCCAGUGGAGCUGGCUUAACGGGGAUGGUACGCUCCCUGUAUGCCGCCCCAGUUAUUAAUCUGGCUGCCGCCUGUUGUACUAGCUGGAGCUUCCGGGCCACCUUCAAAGGCAACCCCACGUAGAGAGAGUUGCAGUAAUCCAGGCGGGAUGUAACCAGAGCGUGGACCACCGUGGCCAAGUCAGGCUUCCCAAGGUACGGGCGCAGCUAGCGCAAAAGUCUGAGUUGUGCAAAGGCUCCCCUGGCCACCGCCGAGAUCUGGGGUUCCAGGCUCAGCGAUGAGUCCAGGAUCACCCCCAGACUGUGAACCUGUGUCUUCAGGGGGAGUGUGACCCCAUCCAACACAGGUUGCAACCCCAUACCCUGUUCAGCCUUCCGACUGACUAGGAGGACCUCCGUCUGGAUUAAGUUUCAAUUUGUUCACCCUCAUCCAGUCUGACACAGCGGCCAAACACCGGUUCAGGACCUGGACAGCCUCCUUAGUGACAGGUGGGAAGUAGUGACAGAGCUGGACAUCUUCUGCGUACAGAUGACACUGCACUACAAAACUCUGGAUGAUCUCUCCCAGUGGCUUCAUGUAAAUGUUAAACAACAUGGGGGACAGUACUGACCCCUGCGGGACCCCACAAAUCAAUGGUUGUGGGGCAAAGCAGGUGUCCCCCAGUAACACCAUCUGAGACCGACCCUCCAGGAAUGAGCGGAGCCACUGCAAAAACAGUACCUACAAGUCCCAUUCCCGCGAGGCGUCCCAGAAGGAUACCGUGAUCAAUGGUAUUGAAGGCCACUGAGAGGUCCAGCAGAACCAGCAGGGACACACUCCCUCUAUCCAGUUUCUGGUGUAGAUCAUCGACUAAGGCGACCAAGGCUGUCUCGGUACCAUGUCCUGGCCUAAAGCCAGAUUGCGCCGGAUCUAGAAAAUCAGUAUCAUCCAAGAAUGCCUGGAGUUGUGUGACCACCACACGUUCCACGACCUUGCCCAAAAAGGGGAGAUUGGAAAUAGGCUGAAAGUUAUCCAGUUGAGUGGGGUCCAGUGAUGGCUUCUUCAACAGCGGCUUGAUCACAGCCAAUUUAAGGCUCACUGGAAAUAUGCCUUCCUGAAGGGAGGCAUUCACCACCACCUUCACCCACUCGCCCAAUUCCCCUAUGGCUUCUCUCACCAGCCAGGAUGGGCAGGGGUCUAGGAUGCAUGUGGUAGCCCUCACCUCUUCAAGCACCUUGUCCUCAUCCUCAGAGUGAAUCAAUUGAAAUGAAUCCAUCAAAAUGGGACAAGCGGAUGCUCUAUGUACAUCCUUGGAGACUGCCAUUAACAUGGUGUUAAAACCAGAGCGGAUCAAAGCAACUUUGUCCACGAAGAAUCGAGCACAUGCUUCACAGCGGGCUGCCGAGUUGUUAGGAAUCCCGUCCUGGGACGCGGGAUAUAACAAACCUCUGACCACUCAAAACAGCUCAGCCGGACGGUUCUGUGCAGACGCAAUAUUAGCUGCAAAGAAAACAUUCUUUGCAGCAUCUAUUGCCGCGGUGUAUGUCCUAAGAUAGGAACAUAGCCGUGUUCGAUUUGACUCGCUUGGCUUUGAAUGCCACACGCCUUCUAGUCCCCUCUUCUUUCGCUUCAUCGCUGCCAGCUCCUCAGUGAACCAAGGAGAUGGUUUAGCUCAGGUACUCGAGAGGGGACGUUCUGGAGCAAUUGUGUCUAUCACCCUUGUAGUCUCCUUGUUCCAGAGAGCGACCAGAGCAUCGACAGAAUCAGCAGCCGUGGUAGUGGGAAACACCCUAAGAGCCGUCAGGAAUCCAUCCAGAUACAUAAGCCUCCUGGGGCGGACCAUUUUAGUAGGUCCUCCACCCCUAUGGAGGUUGGGGGGCGCAGUAAGUCUAAACCUGUUCAGGUGAUGCUCAGUCCAUGGCAACGGAGCGAUGGUAAGCUCCUCCACACUGCCACCUUCCUCCCAUCCCUGGCAGAAAACCAAGUCAAGUGUGUGCCCUGCUCUGUGGGUGGGACCAGAUACCAAUUCGGACAGCCCCAUGGUUGCCAUGGUGGCCAUGAAGUCCUGAGCUGCUCCCUGAUAGAGUGGUCUCGGCAUUGUCCCCCAGCACAAUUAGCCGUUGAGACUCCAAUGACAGGCCUGAGACUACCCCCGCCAGCUCAGGCAGGGAGACUGUAGUGCAGCGGGGUGAUAGGUACACUAACAGAAUCCCUAAACUGUCCCAGCCACCUACUCUCAGAUGGGCACAUUCAAACAAGGUUGACUGUGGGAUGGGGCACCUGGUCAGGUGGAUGAACUCCUUAUAGACUAAUCCUCCAGACUUUGGUUGGUGCUGCACGGUGUAACCUGGUGGACACAGCUGGGUGAGACUGGCCCCCCCAGCCUUGUCCAACCAGGUCUCCGUUAUGCACGGCAGGUCUGCCCGCUCAUCCAGGAUAAGAUCCUGAAUAAUUGCUGAUUUUCCAUUGACAGACCUGGUGUUCAGCAGCACCACCUUUAGGUUGGAGGGACCGCUAACCUGGGCACCGAAAUUUCCUAUGUCAGGAGGCCGUUUUACAUCUAUGAGUACUCUCUUUCUUUCCAUAGGCAGAAUUAAAUUAUACCUCCCUUUCCCGUAUCUCCCCCUCCCCUGGAUUACUUCGAUAGGGGCCCCCUGGCCAAUACAUGCCCCCCUCCCCUCUACCUGGUCCAUCACAGUGGUAAUAAUAGUUGUUAAGGAUGCUCAGAGUCUUAUAAUAUUGCUUCCUUCUUCCACUGUGGUUUUUCCCAGCCUUUAGUAAAGUGCUCAAGUGUGCUGAUUCUGAGGUCAAAAUGUAUUUGCAAGAUAAAACCAAUAGGAGCUCACCUUCCCACCCUCUUGCCCACCAUCUCUGCCCCUUAAAAUUAAUGCUCAAUUAAAUUGCACAGUUCGGCUCAUAAUAGGUGUUAAACACAGAUAAACUAUGGUGCUUCAGUCCUUGAGCUACAGUCUAGUGUCAUGGAACCAAGUCCCAGGGCUGAAUUUCCAAGCCCUGGACUUGGAGUCAUAACAUAAAUAAUCCUGGAAGCACCUGGCAGAAGAAGAUAGAAGAGCCUGGGAACUCGGGGUUGAAAGUAUAAACAAUUAUAAUUGGUAGAGUGUGUGGGAAUAGUAGAAAUGUGAUACAGGGGGUGGGGUUUGAUGAUGAUAUUUGCGUGUGGUGUUACGUUGCAUCAAAGGUGAUAAAAAUGAUUAUAUGUAAACAUUAGGUCAUUCUCGACUUUUUCCAAAGUCAUGUAUUCUUCAAUAAAGAUUGGAUUUGAGAGCAGCUAUCUUUGAUCUGCGUUCAGACUGGUCCUUUGAAGUGAGCCUGACAUUUAAGUCGAGAAUCCCGUUCUCACCCUCCUGCGGAUUCGCAGUGAAGUGAUAAUGAGUGGAGAAGGCGAUCAAAGCCUAAAUGGAGCAGAGAGGCCUUUGCCAGGGGCCCGGCCGUUGGGGGAAGAGACGCUGCAAGCCAUAGCUUCCUCUACGGGGUACCCCAGGCCGAACGGCGUGACCCAGAGGAUUCCCAGAGGAGGAAGAGGCGUCUCUGCGGCUGCAGAAACCAGUUGGGGAUCUGGAGGAAGCAUGCCGGAAACCGUGGCCCUGCGGUUAUCAAUCCUGGAAACUAAUUUAUCCAGGCUGUCGGAAACCGUGGGGAGGUUGGUGCCACUAUUGGAAGAGAAUCUCCAGAAGGAGCCCACCCGAUAUGGCGCCGAGAGAGAGCCAAGUAAAGAAGAAGCUUGGAGCCAGAGGGGCCAGCGCGCCUCAACGCAGAGGAUCGGGUCCAGUGGAUUGGCGGACGAAGGCGGAGAGGAGCCGGAGAUCCAGGAAGAGGAGGAGGAUGUGCCGUACGACGAGGGAAGGCGAGGUGCGGGGGCUACAGCGAGGCCCGCAUUCGGAUGGGUGGAAGGGCCGACAGCAGCGGCAGAAUUUCGGGAGCCGCGCAGAACGACCGCCGGAGUGGGGCGCGGCGUGUUCAAAGGGGCCGUCCAAGGAAACCCAAUGCAACCCUUCCCCAUGCCUCCCAGACAGCAUCAACGGGCCGCAGAAUGGAUGCAAAGGAGGGAAGAGCUCAAACUGGAAUACGGAGGGGAAUCAUCUGAACUGAACUUUUUCCUCAUUAGCAUCAGAGGAUAUAUGGAAGACAAUGCACACACAUUCCCCUCCGAAGGAAGCAUGGUUCGGGCCAUCGGCAACACACUAAAGAGAGGAGCAGCCAGCUGGUAUGUGCAACUACAUGCCAGACGCGACCCGUGCCUGAGGUCAGUACCCCGCUUCCUCGCCGCACUGGAAAACCGGUUCAGAGACCGGCUAGAGCAAUUGGGGCUCGAGACCAGCUUAAAGGAAUAAAGCAGAGGGACAAAACGGUGCCCGAGUACGCAGAGGAAUUCCUCCAUCUCGCGGAAAGGGUGCCAGAGUGGUCUGAAGUGACCAAAGUGGAGAUAUUCAAAGAGGGACUACGCCCCGAGGUUUUCAGUUGGGCAGCGCACAGAGACGACCCAGAAACACUCCAGGGCUGGAUACAACUAGCGGGGCGCGUCGAAUCCACCCUGGCCCGAGUAAAGCAUUUCAGGGGCGGCGGCGGCCAGCAAAGACCGGUGGCGAGGGGUCGAGGAGAAACGAGGAAGCAGGAAAGGCCCGGAGGGAGGCCGGGGAUCCCCUUCAAAGGAGAUGACAACAAACCCAAGCCGGGAUGCUUUGUAUGUGGGAAGACGGGCCAUCGAGCAGCAGAAUGUUGGGCCCGGAAGGGGGAGCCGCCAAAACCCUCAAAGCCCAAGCCAGCAGCCGGGAGACGAGCGGAGGAGGAGGUGCGAGCCCCAGAAUCUCCGGAAAGACUGGUGAGUCGAGACAAACGCAUGCUAGUAGUGCCAAUCUGCCUAUCGGGGCUAGAGAAUCGGGCCACCUGCAGGGCAUUCGUGGAUUGCGGUUGUUCUAGGAACAUUAUAACUCCGGAAUUAGCAGAAGCGCUGAAAUGCCAGCAGACGUUGCUUGACUCCCCAAUUGCAUUUUCGCAGCUAGAUGGAUCAGUUGCUGCUGGGGAAGUAUCUACGAAGGAAAUAUGGGGGAAUCCCAUGUAAAAUAGGCAAAUGGGAAGGAAGAAUAUCCUUUGUGAUAGCCCCUAUUGCCACAUACCAUGUAAUACUAGGGAUCCCAUGGCUCGAACAGGCAAAUCCUGAAGUAGAUUGGAGAGGAAAGAGCCUAGCAUUUAAAGAACAACAAACGCAAUGGGAGAUAAGCAAAAUAGCAGGAGAGGAGGACGAGGGAAAUGAAGCAGGGGAAAUAGACCCACAGCUAUUGCCACCUGAAUACAGAGACUUUGUGGAUGUUUUCAAUCAGAAAGAGGCAAGUAAAUUACCUCCCAAGAGGAAUAUAGAAGUAGAAAUUGAAAUAACCCCAGGAGCAAACUUACCAAAACCAAAAGUGUAUCCCAUGUCUGUUCAGGAGAAGGAGGAAUUGAGGAAAUAUAUUGAUAAGAACCUGGCGCGAGGCUUCAUUAAGCCAUCCAAUUCUCCUCUCGGAGCCCCAGUGUUAUUUAGGAGAAAGAGACAACUCUCUAAGAUUGUGCAUUGACUAUCGAAAUUUAAAUGCAAUUACUAAGGACAAUAAAUACCCUAUGCCCUUAGUAAAGGAUUUAAUUACCGUAUUGAAGAAAGGGAGCAUAUUUACUAAACUGGAUUUAAUUGAAGCAUAUCAUAAAUUAAGAAUCAAACCCGAGGAUACUUGGAAAACUGCAUUUUCCUGCGCAUUCGGCCAUUUUGAAUAUAAAAUUUUGCCAUUUGGGUUAAAAAAUGGCGGCAGUUGCUUUAUGCAGCUUAUAAAUAAAAUACUGCACCCAUUGUUGUACCGAGGAGUAUUCAUAUUCCUUGAUGACAUCUUGAUCGUGAGCGAAGAUAAAGAAAAGCACGUGGAAUUGGUCCGGGAAGUUUUGCAGAGACUAAGGGAAGCAAAGCUGUAUGCAAAACUGUCCAAAUGUGAAUUUAAUAAAACUCAAAUUGACUUUCUGGGGUAUCGGAUAUCUCCAGAAGGGUUAGCUAUGGACCCGUCUAAAGUAUCAGACGUAAAAGAAUGGGGAGUACCUCAAACAAGGAGGCAAUUGCAAUCAUUUCUGGGGUUUGCAAAUUUUUAUAGAUCGUUCAUAAAAGGCUUUGCGCAAAUAACCGCACCCCUUACUGAACUUUUAAAAACAAAAGGGAAAGGGGAGACAGCAAAAGUGAAAGCUCCUGGCGCCAAACUGAGUUGGACGCCAGAAUGCCAAAAGGCAUUUGAAACCCUAAAAGGAUGCUUCACAGAAGAACCCGUCCUAAAACACCCCGAUAUCCGGAGCCCUUUCAUAAUCCAUUGUGAUGCUUCAGACUGUGCAUACGGGGCAGUACUAUUGCAAAAAGAUCAAAAUGGGAACUUAAAACCUUGUGGAUAUUUGUCCCGGAAGUUCAGUGAAACUGAAAAAUGUUGGCCCAUAUGGGAAAAAGAAGCAUUAGCCAUAUUAAAAGCCUUAGAAUGCUGGCGACACUUCCUCGAAGGGAGCGGAAUCCCAUUUGAAAUUUGGUCUGACCAUAAGAACCUCCAGUAUUUAAAAUCUCCUCGAAAAUUGUCCCCCAAACAAAUUAGAUGGGCACAAUACUUCAGCAGGUUCGAUUUCCAAUUAAAGUUUUUCCAAGGGAAACAGAAUGUCUUGGCAGAUGCUCUUUCACGCAUGCCUCAACACGAAGGCAUAACCACAGCAAAAGAGGGAACAGUAUUCUCUGAUAAACAAUGGGGAUUAGCUGUCAGUACAAGAGCGCAGACCCAAAGAGAGAACACUGCUAUUAUUAAAUUCGACGAGGAGAAUAGUUGGGGAAAAGAACUGAAACAGUCAUACGAAGGAGAUCAGUGGAUCGCAUCCAACGCAGAAAAGGGGGAGCAGAAGGGGGGAUUCUGGUUUGUGAACAAGAAACUGUAUAUCCCAGCAAUAUUAAGGAUUAAGAUUUUGCAUCGUUUUCACAAUAACCAGAGCGCUGGUCAUACAGGAAUUACAAAAACAACAAAGGCAAUAGCAAAACAUUGUUGGUGGCCAGGGAUGAGGAAGGACAUAAAGAAUCAUGUUGUUCAAUGUGAUGAUUGUGCCAGAAAUAAAUCGAGAGGAGGGAAGCCUAUGGGAUUAUUACAAACAGUAGCAGAACCUACCAGGCCUUGGGAAUGUGUAGCUAUGGACUUUGUGGGGGAACUGCCGGUUAUCAAAGGACAUCGUUAUAUUUGGACAGUAUUAGACCUGUUUUCCAAACAGGCCCACUUUAUAGCACUGACGAAACUACCGUCGGCAGAGAAACUAGCUGAAUUGUACAUAAACCAUAUUUACAAACUUCAUGGAUGUCCCAGUAGAGUGGUCAGUGACAGAGGGGUUCAGUUCACAGCAAAAUUCUGGGAAAAAUUCUUGGAAAUGCUAGGAGCAGAAAGGAGUCUAAGUUCUGCUUUUCACCCCAUGACAAACGGGGCAGUAGAACGUACUCAACAGACGCUUGGGCAGUUCCUUCGAAUGUACUCUAACAUGAGACAAAAUGACUGGUCUAAGUGGCUGGCUUUCGCAGAACUAGCUUUUAAUUCGACUAUACAUUCCGCAACAAAUAAAACUCCCUUUGAAGUAGUUUACGGGUAUGAAAUACAGCCUCUGCCCCAGUUGCCAAGAUGGACAGAGAAUGAAGAAACAGGGGCAGGGAAAUGGAAAACUCAAAUGCUAGAAUGCUGGAGUCAAGUGACUGCAUCCUUAAAGGAAGCACACAAAAAGUAUAAAACAUUCGCAGACAGAAAAAGGAUGGAAGGCGAUAAAUUGGAGAAAGGAGAUUUAGUGUGGUUAAGUACCCAAAACAUCAAAUUGGGGCUGCCUUCGAGAAAACUGGGCCCCAAAUAUAUUGGACCAUUCAGAAUACAGGGUGUUAUCAAUGAAGUAACUUUCCAGUUGGCAUUGCCAAAAAGUUUAGGGAAAAUACACCCAGUAUUCCAUCGCAGCUUACUGAAAAAGUAUAUGGGUACUUUGGACAAAAUGGACACAUAGAGUUAUUAUUUGAUUUAUUUCAGAAUUGUGAUGAAAGAAGCACCGAAGAGGAGGAUGGAGAAAAAGAGGGCGCCAUGUCAUGGAACCAAGUCCCAGGGCUGAAUUUCCAAGCCCUGGACUUGGAGUCAUAACAUAAAUAAUCCUGGAAGCACCUGGCAGAAGAAGAUAGAAGAGCCUGGGAACUCGGGGUUGAAAGUAUAAACAAUUAUAAUUGGUAGAGUGUGUGGGAAUAGUAGAAAUGUGAUACAGGGGGUGGGGUUUGAUGAUGAUAUUUGCGUGUGGUGUUAUGUUGCAUCAGAGGUGAUAAAAAUGAUUAUAUGUAAACAUUAGGUCAUUCUCGACUUUAUCCAAAGUCAUGUAUUCUUCAAUAAAGAUUGGAUUUGAGAGCAGCUAUCUUUGAUCUGCGUUCAGACUGGUCCUUUGAAGUGAGCCUGACAGUCUAGUACUUAGUUUACAAGACAGUUUAUCAAGUUAGUGGGGCUUCUGAGCUAUAUAAGAUAGGUGGUUCAACUCAGUUCCUCAAGUACAUCAGUCAAGGUUCUUCUAGUAAAGUUCUCAAGUGCUCAAAAGUGCCAAGUCCAGAAGAGUAUUUGAUACCUAAUAGGCGGCAGUAUUGUCCAAAAAGUGCAUAAUAAGAUAGUCAGUUAAUAAAGUUAAUACAGUGCUUGGCAGGCAGCAGUUUAUCUAAUUAAGUGCAUACAGUUUGUUGAAUAAAGUGUUUACAGUCUGGCUCACCACAUUGCUACAGUAGCAUAAUGACCGAGGUCAGGCCCAAUAUCGGUAGUUGUUAUAACAGGCAAUGAUGAUAGCAAAGCUAGUUCGACCGACCACCGGUGGGCCUAGUCCUCACAGCAAUCGCAGAGUAGCAACAAUGCAACAGUGGGGAGGCCGGACAACCAUUCAACAACCAGGGCAGCGAAGCAGCAUCCUCCAAACUUUCCAUGCCGCCAACCAGCCCUGAGUAGGCUGCCCGCGCUCUCAAUGGACUCCUCCGCUGCUGCAACCCAUCGUGAGCACACAGCCCGAGCACACCCGCAGCACCUACGCCAUCCACGCCACCGCCAAACACGCUGUCUUGGAGCACCCCAGAACCCCGAAGCACUCCCAGCCAGCCUUCCUGCACCUUCCUCCGACCAACAGCUCCUCAGUGUUUCAUACAGCCACACCACUGGAGAGGCACCGUAAGCCCUGUUGCCUCAGGUCACAAUCUUCACAGGCCCACAUGGGAAGCAGACAAACAAAACUCUACUCGGCAGAUAAUGUAGAUAAUGUAGAUAAUACAGUGCCGUUCUUAAUGCACUAGUCUUUUGAUCCGGUCUUAUAGUUCUUUAAAAUUCUUCCCUUGCGGGGGAGGUUCUUCUCCUCCCCUCUCCUCUCCUCUCCUCCUCCACACUAGCUCACUCUCUGUUUCCCCCGUUUUCCCUGAAGGCCAAUUCAGACCGCCCCUCAAGGCAACCUUUGUUACCUUGGGUUUCAGUCUUCGUUUUCCUUCAGGGAUGAUACUAUAGCAUUGAGAGCUCACAAGUUUUCUGGAAAAUCAGUGCGGGGCUACAGUCUUAGGGGAGUCUUACAGCCGCGGGAACAUGUUGACACGCUCAGCCUUCCCUUCUUGUGCUUUCUUUCCUUUCCUUUGCUUUGCCCUCCAGGGCAGAAGAAUGGACCCAAAAGGUAUAAUCAGGGUCCCCGUAGCAUACCUUUGUAAUUUCCAGCAUCAGGUUUGAGAGAGAAGGGCUGGUUACAGAGGAAUUGAAUGGUAGUCAGUUUACCAGUUGUUAGGAUUUCUGGGAGUUGAAGGCCAAAACAUCUGGGGACCCACAGGUUGAGAUCCACGGUUCUAUGUAGUAGCUCUGGUUGGCAGACAAUUCUGUAUUCUUGCUCUGGAACUUGGCUCUUCUGUUUUCAAUAACUCCUUGCAUUUUAUUACUGUAGUCUGAAAAAUGAUAUUUCUAACUUCUAGACUUCGUUGUUACCCUUGUCUUGAAACCUGACUCUGUUGAUCUUCUGAUUACUGGCAUUUCUGACUCUGGAUUGUGACCGUGGCUAUCUCAGUUAUUUCUUGUUUUGAAACCUGACUGACCCUUGACUUUCGUUUAUUCCUGACUUGACUCUGUUGCUUCACUGGCUUGAUUUUAACUACAUGGACUUUGGAACUUGAUAUUGGCUCACACAUAUCUUGCUUGUUAUUUGUACUUCUGUUAUUCCAGCUUGACUUCCAGGGAUUCCUGAAUUUGGGCUUUUUUUAUUCACCUGUUGUUUGUUGAAACCUAAACUCUUGAUAAUGUGGCUGAGUUCACAACAGUACAUCAUAAAGCAGAGACACAUGGUUUGCAAGAAAAUUGAAUGAUUAGAAAAAAAAUGGUUGAUAGCUUCUCAUGUCAUUUGUGUGCACAAGGUGACUUAACUCAAUCCAUCUUAAUUAUCUUAUUGGUCUUCAUGAAUGUAGUGAAGGUAAUGAGCAGUGGUAUAGAUUAAUACUUAGGUACAAGUAGGAAAAUGUACAGUAGUAGUGGAAGUAGUAAAACCACUGAAUAUUGUAAGAUUAUCACAGUUACCUUUCUCCAUUUCUAGUGGAGAGAAAACAAUAAAAAUUUAAACCAUCCACAAUUCGGGAAUGUGGUUUUUUCAAAACAUGUAAUUGGAGACACUUUAUAUGUAAUCAGAGACACAGAUAUCUUUGAAAUAUUUUGUGUUCAUUUAUAAUACUGGGCAUAGUGCUGGCCAGCAACAAAGAAACAUGAACAAGCCCUUAACAUAUUGGAAAUUAAAAUGCUGAGGUGGACACUUGCCUUGAUACUUCUUGACCAUGUGCCAAAUGAUGGCAUCUGUCAAAGACUAGGGAAAAAAAGCAAUCAGCAAGAAUAUGCAGGAAGCAAGGCUACUGUGGUAUGGCCAUGUCAUGAGAAGAGAACCAACAUCAAUAUUACAAACAGCACUACAUUUGGAGAUAGCAGGAUGAUGACCACAUGGACGGCCAAAGAAAAGAUGAUGGACACCAUCAAUGCAACAACAUGUAUGCUGCCAACCUGAGACCUGAGGAUGCUCAAAAUAAAGCCCUGUGGAAACAACAGUCACAAUGCUAUUCCCUUCAUUGGGAAAAUAGCUGAGCAA
Messenger RNA from Anolis carolinensis (green anole), 49993 nucleotides. It is a transcript of the gene cadm2, whose product is annotated as cell adhesion molecule 2. Gene Ontology annotation, cellular component: neuronal cell body membrane. Gene Ontology annotation, molecular function: nucleic acid binding. Gene Ontology annotation, biological process: DNA integration. The record is from RefSeq and is a predicted model, not a curated record. Bases 44471 to 46885 code for a protein of 804 amino acids. Lineage: Eukaryota; Metazoa; Chordata; Lepidosauria; Squamata; Anolidae. The transcript has 2 exons.